ACAAAACCCAAUAGCAGUCAGAUGGUAGCCUUCAUUAUUCGAAGUUCCCUACGUACACUCUGACCCAAUGCCAUUUGCAGUGUGGCACCGAUAACUGCUGCAGCAGUACAAGGCAAUUCCUUGGAUUAAUCACUGCGCUACGAAGGCACAAAGGUAAGAGAUUUGGUGUUUCAUGCUAUUUGCAAAAAGAGAAACAGAUGUAUGGACAAGGUUUUUGCCUAGAGAAUUCUACUGUAUGACUCUGUAUGAGAUUUUCUCAUUUUUGUUGCGGCUGGGUAGCAUAGCUGUCAACUUUCCCCUUUUUUAAAGGGAAAUUCCCUUAUUCCGAAUAGGAUUCCUCGCAAGAAAAGGGAAAAGUUGACAGCUAUGUUGGGUAGUGCAAGACCAGCAGGAUGUACCCAACUCAUCGAGACUUUACUCCAGCUCUCAUAGGCUGCCUCUGUGAUCAUCGCCAUACACACCUGUGACAGCCCAUUCAAAGAAGAAAUCUUUGGUAGACCCCCUACUCUGGAUACUUCCUGGGACGAAAAAAGCAUCCAAAGUAGGGGUCUACCCAAGCUUUUCUGCUGCCCCUGUUACAUAAGAGUGUGAGGGUUCUCAAUCUUUUAAUGCAAAUGAUAUAGGGCAGAAAUCAGGAACCUGUGAUCUUCCAAAUAUUGUUGGAUUCCAUCUCUCAUCAGCUCCAGCCGGCACAGCUGAUGGUCAGGAAUGAUGGGAGAUGGAGUCCAACAACAGCUGGAGGACCACAGGUUCCCCAUCCCUGAUACAGUGGUGCCUUGGGUUACAGACGCUUCAGGUUACAGGCUCCGCUAACCCAGAAAUAGUACCUCAGGUUAAGAACUUUGCUUCAGGAUGAGAACAGAAAUCGUGCAGCAGUGGGAGGCCCCAUUAGCUAAAGUGGUGCUUCAGGUUAAGAACAGUUUCAGGUUAAGAACGGACCUCCGGAACGAAUUAAGUACUUAAGCGGAGGUACUACUGUACAGGGAUACCGAGCUAUAUUUGUGACGAUGCAGCCAGGAUACACAAAGAAGGUGUCAUACAUAUCAGGUUUCAUCUGUAAGCAGGGUGCCAGCAUGAAUAAAAUAUGGGGGGACAGGUAAACCCCACACCACAUAAUCGAUCACAUGACACAGCACUCACACACCAUUUGAAUGGCAAUACCCAUCAGCUGGGGGAGGGGGCUGGCCCCCUCAAAUAUUUUAUGGGCGGAGCGAAGGGAUCUCAGCCCCUAGGAGUUGGCUCCUAUGUCUGUGAGAUAAAUAUACAUAGGUAAAUAAAAAGUAAAUACAGUGGUACCUUGGGAUACGGAUACGUCAGGUUACAGACGCUUCAGGUUACAGAUUCCACUAACCCAGAAAUAGUACCUCGGGUUAAGUACUUUGCUUCAGGAUGAGAACAGAAAUCGCAUGAUAGCAGCGGGAGGCCCCAUUAGCUAAAGUGGUACCUCAGGUUAAGAACAGUUUCAGGUUAAGAACGGACCUCCAGAAUGAAUUAAGUUCUUAACCUGAGGUACCACUGUACACUGAUUCAUGGGCCACUAUGGUUAUGACAAAUACAUUCCAAAUACCAUUACAUUUGUCCAUAUAUAAUUUCCAUCUGAAAGUGAUCUGUUCAUGGGUUGCAAGCAUUGGCAUGUCAUCUAUCCAUUGAUCGAAGGAGGCCGUCCAUCAAAAGGAAAAACAUGCAUACUUCCCCAUACCACCUUGCAACAAGAAUAUGGCAUCUGCUGCUGAAUUUUGCCAUGUUUUCUUUUGACAAACCAAGGGGAAAUGGCCAGCGACUCACUGCCACCUGGAAGCUGGAAUGUAGAAAUCUAGUGCCUAAAGCUUUACAAUGGAGGGGUUGCUGCUGCUAUCAAGAGCACUGUGUGUUAACAGGAAGGGAAGGAGGAACCUGAAAGACAUAUCACACAAGCUUUCCUCAGCCUGAUACCCUCCAGAUAUUUUUGGACCACAUCCCUGUCCCAUCAUCCCUGCCCACUGGCCAUCCUGGCUGAGUCUGAUGGGAACUGGAAUCCAGCAACACCUGAGAGACACCAGGUUGUGGAAGACUGCGUGGCAUAAUCUCAACAAAGACAAAGGCCCGUAUCUGAAAGGACAGGUUAAAUUGAAAACCAAUCUUAGAAGAACCUGAAAUUGAGUCUGCAUAAUUUAUGGUGAACUUUAAUGGGCUCUUUUUCUCUAGGUGGCGUGAAGUCACUGAAAUGAAAUACAUUUGCGGCAAGGAUUAUUUAACCGCUUUGCAAUUUAAAUUAAACCAUGAUAUAUGUCUCAGAAAUAUCCAUUUUACUUGUGUCUGUUUAGCAGGCCUCUGUUUUAUUAUUUAUUAGCUUAAAAGGUUUUAAUUUUAACUUUCCAUUGAAAAAUUCAGAGUGGUUUAUAAUAAAUCUGUUGUAUCAGAUGGGCAUGGGAUUAUACUUAGGAUUCUUGUGUUUCCCUUCUUUCUUUCUUCCUUCCUUGCUCUGGUUCUUUAUUAUUAUUCUGAAGUACAUUAGUUUUGCCCUCAAAUCUAUAAUGAUUACUGGGGAAGGAAUAAAGGAACAUCCUCUAAUAUGAUUUACAUUAUUCAGGUAUGUUAACAGAGCAUGAACACAGUAAGUUUAGACACUCCUUUUAUUAUACACCCUUGGAUGCCAUUUAAUACGCUUUCCCUCCUGGAAUCAUAAAAUCAUAGAACUGUAGAUUUGGAAGGGACCACAAAGGUCAUUCCCUGCAGUUCAGGAAUCUUUUUGCCCAAUGUGGGACUUGAACCCAUUACCCUGAGAUUAAAAGUCUCAAACUAUACCAACGGAGCUCUCCCUAUCCAACAGCAUUGCCUUAUAUAGGCUUCUGACUAUAAAUGGAAUGGCCUGAACUUCAGUUAUGAGGACCACAUGGGAGAUGGCUUGGAUGGGAGUUGGAUGUACAUUUGAUACUAUACGUGAGAUACCCUCCACCAUAAGUGGUAUCUCUCAGGGACCGUGCUGAGGAGGAAUGGCGGGAGCCUCCCCCUGCUCCUGAUCAGGAUCCUGAAUCUUCCCAGGAGCAGGAGGACAGUAUAAAUUUGGAAGAGUGGCUUGCAGAAGGACAUAGUUCAGAAGGCAGAAGCUGGGACGUACAGUGGUACCUCAGGUUACAGACGCUUCAGGUUACAGAUGCUUCAGGUUACAGACUCCGCUAACCCAGAAAUAGUACCUCGGGUUAAGAACUUUGCUUCAGGAUGAGAAGAGAAAUUGUGCUCCAGCGGCGCGGCGGUAGCAGGAGGCCCCAUUAGCUAAAGUGGUGCUUCAGGUUAAGAACAGUUUCAGGUUAAGAAUUGACCUCCGGAACGAAUUAAGUUCUUAACCCGAGGUACCACUGUACUGGAGGGGGAACAGCUAAGAGGAGAAGCACUGGGGGAGAGAGAGAGUUAACAGACACACUGUCUCUGGAAAGUGUCCAUCCGCUCAGCCCAAGGUCAAGAAGAGCAGAUAAGGUGGCAGCACAGGAAAGCACAGUGGUUGUGAGAUCAGGUUACAAGAUGCGGUAGUGACGUGGGGUACUAGGGAGGAAGUGGGUGCACCUUCAUUCCUAGGAAAUGGAUUCUUUGUUCGCUCGCUGUGAUCAUUAAAGCUUCUAACUGGUAAGAAGACACCUUUUGCUUUGUUCUGCUUAUCUUCUGCCAAAGUGGGGAGGAAGCCUGUUCCCUGAAGCCUGACAUAUCCAUUGCCAAUGACAGGAACAUUGUUGUUGUUGUUGUUUAGUCGUGUCCAACUCUUCGUGACCCCAUGGACCAGAGCACGCCAGGCACUCCUGUCUUCCACUGCCUCCCGCAGUUUGGUCAAACUCAUGCUGGUAGUUUCAAGAACACUAUCCAACCAUCUCAUCCUCUGACGUCCCCUUCUCCUUGUGCCCUCAGUCUUUCCCAACAUCAGGGUCUUUUCCAGGGAGUCUUCUCUUCUCAUGAGGUGGCCAAAGUAUUGGAGCCUCAGCUUCAGAAUCUGUCCUUCCAGUGAGCACUCAGGGCUGAUUUCCUUAAGAAUGGAUAGGUUUGAUCUUCUUGCAGUCCAUGGGACUCUCAAGAGUCUCCUCCAGCACCAUAAUUCAAAAGCUUCAAUUCUUCAGUGAUCAGCCUUCUUUAUGGUCCAGCUCUCACUUCCAUACAUCACUACUGGGAAAACCAUAGCUUUAACUAUACAGACCUUUGUUGGCAAAGUGAUGUAUCUGCUUUUUAAGAUGCUCACUAGGUUUGUCAUUGCUUUUCUCCCAAGAAGCAAGCGUCUUUUAAUUUUGUGGCUGCUGUCACUAUCUGCAGUGAUCAUGGAGUGAGCCCAAGAAAGUAAAAUCUCUCACUGCCUCCAUUUCUUCCCCUUCUAUUUGCAAGGAGGUGAUGGGCCCAGUGGCCAUGAUCUUAGUUUUUUUGAUGAUGAGCUUCAGACCAUAUUUUGCACUCUACUCUUUCACCCUCAUUAAAAGGUUCUUUUAAUUCCUCCUCACUUUCUGCCAUCAAGGUUGUGUCAUCUGCAUAUCUGAGGUUGUUGAUAUUUCUUCCGGCAAUCUUGAUUCUGGCUUGGGAUUCAUCCAGCCCAGCCUUUCGCAUGAUGAAUUCUGCAUAUAAGUUAAAUAAGCAGGGAGACAAUAUACAGCCUUGUCGUACUCCUUUCCCAAUUUUGAACCAAUCAGUUGUUCCAUAUCCAGUUCUAACUGUAGCUUUUUGUCCCACAUGGAUCACUGCCUUGCCGUGGCGAAGGGGCUUGAAUAACUCAGAGAAGCUAUGAGCUAUGCCGUGCAGGGCCACCCAAGAUGGACAGGUCAUAGUGGAGAGUUUUGACCAAACGUGAUCCACCUGGAGCAGAAACCGGCAAGCCACUCCAGUAUCCCUGCCAAGAAGACUCCAUGGACAAAGAUAACAGACGGGAACAUUAUUGACUGCAUUUAGUCUCACUGCAUUUGGAAGUUCCACACUUAAACUGCUGAUAAUUUCAAAGAGGAUUAACUCUUGAUAUACUAAUUGAUGGGCAAAACAAUACAACCCCAUGAUCGAGAGGUGUCCCUCUGCCCAGCUCCACCAGUGUGAAGGGUCCUGCUCCACCUGUAGAAAGAUGAGUAGAAGCUGCUGUCAACAGUAUGCCUAUUAGCAGUAGCCUCUUGUAUGCUGCCUCCAUAGCUCACAGAUCUAGUGGGAUUUGAGACCAAAUGGUUCAUUCCUACUGCACAAAUUUAUCAGGUGGCGGGGAUAGCAAAAAAAAAUUCUCAGUUUCAACACAAAGUAGCCUGAAAAAUCCAGGCAUUUCAAGUCACCAGAAACAGAUGAGUAUCUGAAAAAAUAUUGGGGGGAAAUUCUGCACGUGUUCUCCAAAUGCUACAGGCUCCCUGAAGGAUCUUCAGCACAGCAAACAUUUGAUGUCUAGGCUGAUGUUCUUAUAAAAACAAUUGGGUGAAACAAAAGGGGGGGGAUUCCUGAGCUACUUUGCAUUUUUGCUGCAUGGAACCAUCCAUGUGCUUUCAGGAAUUUCCAUUCAUGGCUAUUUUGAACAUUCACACGCUAACGAAAGCAUUUGUGAAAUGCUACUGCUAUGGAAUGCAAGCAGGAAAACUAUACAAGAUGCAGGGCCUGUCAGAAAACAGUCAAAUCAAUAAAACUACUUCCAUUUCUUUCCCUCCUUCCAUAUAUUAUUAUCAGGCCUUUUUUUUAAGCCAGUACUCACAAGAACUCAGGUGGGCGCCAUUGCCAUUAUAAGAGAACAAGGGAGGCGUUCAUGGUGAGUUCCAACACCUCUUUUUUCUAGAAAAAAUAACACUGAUUGUUAUUAUUUAUUUUAUUAUUUAGUAUACAACCCUUCACCCACAGAUCUCAGAACGGUUCACAACAUAAAAAUAUAUAUGAUAAUUUCAGCAAACUAUCCAAUGUAAAAAUCAAAAACAGCAAUAUGCCAGUAGAUGACACAGAUAGAAAGAACAAGAGUGUUCCAAUCCAGUUUGUUCAGAUUUGAAAGUAGGGAUGGGAAAUGGGUUUCAGCCAGUGGGCCAAAUCCUAAUACCCCUCCCCCAAUAUCUAUGUGGGCCACUUUGACAGGUGGGCAGAGCCUGUCAAUCACCUGACAUCGCCAUGAUGUCAGCCAAAGUCUUUACCUUUGCAGACCAGCUUUGUUUCAAGUCAGUCCACAAAGGGGAAAUGUUCACUUGCCUGUCGGUUUUGAAAUCAAGCUUCUUGGGCAAAGGAAGCAUGGUUUGCUGCAUGCCCACUCGGGGAGCUCUUGAGCGGAGCCAAUCCCAGUAGGGCUUGCAUUGGGUGUGGAAUACUUUAAAAGACCCUGACUGCUGACCUUGCUUGCCCAGGAACAACUGGGAUUUGUUGAGAUAUGUGAAUUGGGAUAUAGCAUAAUGUAAAGAAGAGACAUCACCUUGCCAACAAAGGUCCGUAUAGUUAAAGCUAUGGUUUUCCCAGUAGUGAUGUAUGGAAGUGAGAGCUGGACCAUAAAGAAGGCUGAUUGCCAAAGACUUGAUGCUUUUGAAUUACGGUGCUGGAGGAGACUCUUGAGAGUCCCAUGGACUGCAAGAAGAUCAAACCUAUCCAUUCUGAAGGAAAUCAGCCUGAGUGCUCACUGGAAGGACAGAUCCUGAAGCUGAGACUCCAAUACUUUGGCCACCUCAUGAGAAGAGAAGACUCCCUGGAAAAGACCCUGAGGUUGGGAAAGAUGGAGGGCACAAGGAGAAGGGGACGACAGAGGACGAAAUGGUUGGACAGUGUUCUCGAAGCUACCAGCAUGAGUUUGACCAAACUGCGGGAGGCAGUGGAAGACAGGAGUGCCUGGCGUGCUCUGGUCCAUGGGGCCAUGAAGAGUCGGACACGACUAAACGACUAAACAACAACAACAACAAAAAUUAUGUCAGUUACGGAGUAGAUGGGUGCAGCUUGGGGAAAGCGACCUGAUGGGCCAAAUUAGGAUCCCUAUGGGGCCUAAUUGGCCCCACAGGUCAGGGUACCAUACCACUUUUUUUAAGAAAGAAAGAGAGAAAGAGAGAAAGAAAGAGAGAGAGAAAGAAAGAAAGAAAGAAAGAAAGAAAGAAAGAAAGAAAGAAAGAAAGAAAGACAAUGCAAAAUAGAAAAGAAAUGGGACAGACUUAGGCAGAAGUGAUAUGGACUGAAAAUAGGCCAUAUCAUCUCCACCCAUAGGUUCCCAUAUGUCGGGGUAGUCAACGUGGCUCCCUCCAGAUGUUUUUGGACUAUGACUCCCAUCAUCCCUGUCUAUUUGCCAUGCCUGUUGGUGCUGAUGGGAGUUCAUGUUGGCUAUUCCUACACUGUGCUGUUCCCAACAAACCCACCAAGAUCUAAUCAGCUGUUAUUUUGUGUCAUGUAUUGGCACCGUCAAUCCCAUCCAGCUCACAGAUUCAGCACACUCUUUUAAAGUAUUUAUUCUUUUAGGACUUAGAAUUUAGGUGAAAACACAUACCAAUGUUUAAAUUCCUGUCUUUUAACAGAUUAAAAAUAGCACAGUUCCAAUGACUUUUUGGAGACCACAGAAAGGGACUGUAGUUAAGUCUUCACUAGUGAUAAAUGGUAGUAAGGCUCUCAUGAGCAGAAUGCUCAUCUCCUGCUUUCGUAGCAUGUUUUAGCUAAAGCCAGCUGGUUGGUGCUAGCAUCCAGCAGGGACAUGAGAAAAUCCCCUGAGGGCCUCAUGCCUACUGGGUGGUGAGGAGCUCACAGAAGCAAAGCGAGAGAGAUAAUUCCCUCCCAGAAAUAUGUGUGUGUUGCUCAUUCACAUGCAAAUGCCCUGGAUGUUCUGUGAGCUCCCAGCAAUUGUAGGGAAUCGACACUGUCCUAAUUUUGAGAGCUGGCUGUAUUCAUGGUGAGCCUUUGUGUUCAUUUUCUAUGAAGAAUGUAAUUAUGUGUGUUUUCCAUAGAGCAGACUGGCAACACAAGAGCCUCCAUUCAGCAGAAAGCUUUCCAUUAGGGCGUGAACAGAUAAAGUCAGCCGUCAGGGCCAAGGAAACAGUGAGUCAGAAUAUAUAGCAGCAAUUGUUACGUAAGGCAGAGAGACGUGGAAAGAGUCAUGAGUGUGUUCCUGUCAAUCUCGGAGGACGAGGGUUUGCACAUCAACUGGAUAUCAGGUGCGAGGGCUGCUUGGUAGCUCGUUCUGUUUUUGCCGGUAAAUAUUUGCACACUACAUCAAUGGAAUGCCAUGCAUUUGGCUUGCAUGUGCAACUCGCCUGGCCUAUAAGCUGCCUGAGCUCAAGUUGGACUAAAAAAGCAUGCACAACUAAUGAGAUCAUGCUAGAAUUUCACUUAAGGACCCACAGAUGUAAAAAUGGCCAGCCACCCAUUCUUCUUCAAAGCAGACAUCAAGCAGCCGUGAGGAAAGACUGAAGGACAUCUGGGACUUAUACAGCUCCAGGGAAGUCCAAUUUAUACAGGAAACAGUUGAAAGGAUCCAUGCACAGCCCAUUAUUUUCUGUGCAAUGUACCUAUUAUGGCCCAAAUGCAUGUUCAGCCCCUCCUGGUGGCACAGCAAUAAAACUGCUAGCCCAUUUGCAAAGCUAAGCAGGGCCUGGUAUGGUUUCAAGGUGGAUGGGGGACUGCAUGUUGAGAUACCUGGACCCAGGAUCCCUUCCAACUCUACAAUUCUAUUGUUCUAUAGUUCUAUCAGGGAUGUGGGUGGCACUGUGGGUUAAAUCACAGAUGAGAAUAAUGCAUCUGCUGACUAACCAUGUUUCUACAAAGCAGGUCUAUACGAAUGAAUUAAAGGUGUGUAAUGAUUUGAUGUAGGACCAAAAGAGGCAUUGGCCCACAAGAUACAGAAAAAGAAUCAAGUGCUCUCGCUUUCUUCUCAGCAGCAGGCACACAUGUCUGGGCAUGCUGAAUGGCAAAGUGGGGGGGAAGCUAGGACAGGAAUGGGGAGGGAGUUCAAGUUGUUGUCUAGCAAUCUUGUGACCUGCCAGUGAAAUAUACUGAUCUGGCUGUAAAGAAAAGUGGACUUCUAGCAGAAGUUUAAGAUGCUUAUUGACUCAACUCAGAAUGUGGAAUGCCUUCUGAAGAAGGAUCCACACAAGAUUACAAGACUCAUUUCUUCUUCUUCUUCUUCUUCUUCUUCUUCUUCUUCUUCUUCUUCUUCUCCUCCUCCUCAGCCAGCUGGACUGAGAAGUCUAAUCUGAAAAGACUUAAUUUUCCUUUCACCGUUCAAAAGAGCCUAUUGUGUUUGCAGUAGAUUUAUUCUAAAACAUUUCCUUUUGGCUUAUUGCCAGCUACAUCUCUGAGUUAUCCAUUGCUAUUCUCUUCAUAUUCUUAUUGUUCCAUCCAAAUUAAUUGCCAGAACACUUGGGAUUCCCAUUUAAAAUUCAUUGCAUUUUAAUUUUAAUAUACUCGGCAAAAUUUGUCAACAUCUAUUCUAUGAAUAACACCAAAUUCCGAACCAAAAUGGGAAGAGAGAGACAAGGGUCUUCCUUGCUCAAACCUGAGAAAGCCCAGUUCCAACAGAGGGGCAAAAGGAGAUGAGAAAAAGCAUUUUGUGUUUAAUAAUGUAAUGAUACGUGCACAUUUUUAGACUGCAUAUUUAUAAAGAUGAAGAAAGGGGAAAGAGCAUUAUCUGAAAAACAAACCUUCAUGAUAUGUACAACGCCAGUCAACUAAAAGAACAGACGUUCUCUUGCUCCAACUUUCAGCCCUCCAGAUGUUGAUAAACUACAAGUCCCAUCAUCUUGGACCAUCGGUCUUGAUGGCUAAUAGGAACCACUGAGAACAACAUCUACAGGACCAUAGAUCAAGGCCACCACCCACUUCUCGUGGACAUUUUCAAAGAUAAUCAUUUGUCUUCAGCCAGCAAACAUCUUAGUUGGGAGCAGGAGCAGUGUCAUACAGUACCUGCAUUACCUCACAGACAUAACAGUGCUAUAUAUGUUGUGUGCAAUCACAAUUUGGAUGUACAUUGCUUGGUAGUGUUUUAUUAUAGUGUUUAUUGGAAGCAAUAAAAAUUAGUUUUAAAAACAGACAGACAAACAAAUAAAUAAACUACUUCCGAAGGAAAAUUAUAGAAUACAGUGGUACCUCAGGUUAAGUAUUUAAUUCGUUCCAGAGGUCUGUACUUAACCUGAAACUGUUCUUAACCUGAAACACCACUUUAGCUAAUGGGGCCUCCUGCUGCUGCCGUGCUGCCGGAGCACAAUUUCUGUUCUCAUCCUGAAGCAAAGUUCUUAACCUGAAGCACUAUAUCUGGGUUAGCGGAGUCUGUAACCUGAAGCGUAUGUAACCUGAAGCGUAUGUAACCCGAGGUACCACUGUACAGUUUUAUAAUAGAGGCCUAUGUGUCAGUACAAAGUCUUAAAAGCUGAUCCUGAAAAUCAGGUCCUAUUUGCAUGCGUGUUUGGAAGAUAGCUGCUUCCUUUGCCCACUACACCUCUGUCGUAAAGUCUGACUGUGCUUUAGAUGCAGCCAAUGACCUUUGGAUAUUGAGCCAGUCUUCCAGUGCGCUGAAAACAAGUUCAGUAGGCUGUAUAGCCUUAGUUCAAUAGGCUGUAUAGCAAAAGACUGAAACCAGUGAUGUCAAUGAAAUCUUAGGGGAGUUUACGGCAAUGGAGACUAUGCUUUACGCCUGGAAUUUAUAUGUUCAGUUCCUUCCCAAAAAUAAAAGCAAGAUGUCUUGCAAUUGCAGUAACAAGUAAAGGUUGGCCUGACAUCUGACACUUCUGUGAAUGCAAUAAUAAAUUGCUGAUAACAUCACAUAUAUCCAAAAUGGCCUUUCUCUUUUUUUAAAAAAAUAUGAAAUAGUAUAGUCAUUGUUUAAACAAACCACUGACUUGGCUGUCCCUGAUUUAUAUUGUUCUACAUUACAGAGAAAGGGACAGAAUGUCACAUAAACACAUUCAUCAAACGUACAGACCUUAGUAUGACUCAUGCUAAAUAACAGACCAACGUAUGUUUUUUUAAAGCCCUCAAUAUCAGAAAUCUCUAAAAGUCUCUUGUGAUUCUCAGCAUUUUUACUCAUGAGAUUUUAUUUUAUUUUUACUUUUGCCUGUUAGCCAAUGCUCCAAUAGAAUCUCUAAUAUAGAAUCUCCUUUCCCCUUGUUAGGACCAGCCCAAGACAUUUUGCUGCCCGAGGCAAAGAUGGCGCCUCUCGCAUUGCAUGUACAAAAGCUGACCAGACCACUAAUUCAAUCUUAGGUCAACUGUCAUGGGGCAGUGUCUUCCACUGCACCUGAGGGCAGCAGGUUGGCUUAAGGGGCACAGGGCAGGUCACAAGGCAUACACAGCUCUAUUAUCCAAAAUCUUGCUCUCCCCUCCAUCCCUCAGGAGCUGCCUCCCUUCUUCCUAACAGUAGGGCUGUUCCCAUCCCAUGUCAAACCCACUUUCUGAAACUAAUUUCCAAGGUAAAUCCACCCGAACUCCAACUCCCUGGUUUGUUUUUUCUCAGCUGAUAAAAACAUUUCUAUGCUGGAAUGCUUUCUCCACUGUCAAAAUGAUGUGGGCUGCUCUUUGACUGGCAACUUGCUGUUGAGUUUUGGUUUGGGGCAAACACCUAGAUGCCAUUAUGUUGUAACGAAUGCCUUUGGGAAGGGAAGGCAGCUGCCAAAUGUUCUAAAUAAAUAAGACAAACCUCUAAAAAUCGAAUUUGCAAGAGGAUCUUACAAAAUCAUUUUUUAAUUAUCUGGCCAGGCUAUGGUUCUAAUGUUUACAUACCCACCCACAUGAAGUAAUCUGUGCUCAGGCAUUAGUCUCUUAAUUCUACGAGUUAGUGACACAGAACUGAACAGGGCUACUUCACAUGUUAUGAAGUGAGAUGCUUUUUCAUGGGGGCUAGGAUCAAUAUGUAGGUCGUUUGAUGGGGAAGUGUGGGCACAUGCAUGUACUUUUUCUGCACGCCUGUAUACACAUACAGUGGUACCUCGGGUUAAGAACGUAAUUCAUUCUGGAGGUCCGUUCUUAACCUGAAACUGUUCUUAACCUGAGGUGAUUUACCCAAGGAUAGAUCAUUGGAAACCCUUGUCCCAAAUCUGGUUCUCUAAGAUGAACUAGCUGGAUCCACUGCUGUCAAUUCAGAGGGAUGAGAUAUCAGUGGAAGAUGCAAUGGUUAUGGCAACAAGAUUUAGAGGACAGCAGUGUUCAAAAAACCCAUUGUUCUUGGUGCAUUUGGCGAUAGGGAAUGUCAUUUGUGUGAGCAGUUUCUAAGCUCUGGGCCAGGGGUCAGCAAACUUUUUCAGGCAGGGAGCCAGUCCACUGUCCCUCAGACCUUGUGGGGGGGCUGGACUAUAUUUGGGGGGGGGGAUGAAUGAAUUCCUAUGCCCCACAAGUAACCCAGAGAUGCAUUUUAAAUAAAAGCACACAUUCUACUCAUGUAAAAACACGCUGAUUCUCAGACCGUCCGCGGGCCAGAUUUAGAAGGCGAUUGGGCCGGAUCCAGCUCCUGGGCCUUAGUUUGCCUACCCAUACUCUGGGCACUGUACUGAGUGAGCCUAAGAUUUCUGAUUAAAACGGCAGAGUGGAAGGAAAAGAGGACCUUUUUCUGCCUCCCCACUUCCGGCCACUCUCUGAAGACUGGAGAAGAGACCCUCUUAAGACUAUUAGGGGUUUGGGCAGGGGAAGGACUAGACCAUGUGAAAAAUGAACAUAAUAUUUCAGCUGCAGUUUUGUAUAUUCUUGUUAUAAAAAAGUGCACCUAGACAUUCCAUUGUUGUGCCCGUAACCUCGGUUUAAGGUGUCAUUUAGCUCCUAGCUUUCAUAUCUCAGUUUCUAUCACUGGAGGAGAUGGGAACUGGUGUACCUUCCUCUUUCCCCUCCUCUGUGCAUGCCACCCCACCCAUGACCAGAGAUUGCAUGCAAAGUGCUUACACUGAGCUGCUAAAGCAAAGACUGGAGAGCCAUUUGUCAGGGAUGCCGCAGUUGAAUCCUGCACUGCAGAUCCUGCACUAUGAAGGAAGAUGAAUUGGGCCAGAUGACCUCCACAGUUCCUUUCAAUUCUACAAGUCUACAGAAAUCUGGCAAUAAUGAUUUUUUUUAAUCUGCAAAACGGUUGAUGAAGCCCUGUUUAAAUGAUGCACACCAAUGGUGAAACAAAUAGUUUUGGGAUUGCAUGGUGUUCUUUCACAAUUUGCGAAGCAUCAAAUCAUGCGACUGGUGGCUGUGAAAUGCUGACCACUCCAUAUCUACAUGGGCAAUGUAGAUCUGCUUUUGAGAACUGCUUCCUCUGUCUCUGUCAGAACCACGGUCAGUUAAUCAUCUGUCCUAUAGUCUCAUUGCUGCUUCAGGCAAUGGUUUAACAACAAUCUCAGCCUGUCAAUCCCUUGCCUUUAUUGCACCUGAUUCCACUGUCACUCCAAUUUAUUGCCUGCCCAGCAACUCACUUUAUUUGUCAGAGGACGAAGCUCAUCUAUGCAGGCUGCCAGGGGAGCCAACCCAGCGAUUUGUGGGUAAAGAAUGCAGAAAUGCACAGCUAUGUACCUUCUUCUUCCCCAGGAGGUUCCUCUUUUACAACUCUUAGCCAGUCUCUUAUUAACAGGGGCUCUCUUUCCCCCACCUCACCUCUCUUCAGCCUCGUUUCUUAGUUGGACUUACUUCCAAGGUCACAUCUGUCACUGCUAAUGUUCCCUUUGACUCAUUUUCAAUAGAUAGAACCACAGAUCCAGACAGAUCCAGACUGCCAAAUGCAUUUACAAUUCUGUUGGCUUACUGUAUUACUUUCCUAGCAUUUGCUUGUCACCUUGGUAUAGACACUAAAAGCAAUGUGGACCUCUAUUCAAGUAAAUUCUGAUUAGGACUAUGUGUUGGUUUCUCUGGGCUAUGGUUUCAGGAUCGCAACUUUCUUCGUUUUAAGUUCUGCAGCAGCUAUAUCUGGGCUGAGGUUAUGAACUUGCUAUGGCUGAACUUGACAGGGGUGCCAUUCAAAUAAGAUAGCAGUCCCCCUUCCUUUUGUUUCGGAUGAAGAAACGUCCAUCUAGUUCAGAAUCCUACAGAAAUGGCAGCCACCCAGAAAAUCCUGGGAAAUUUACAAGCAAGGUGUGAAGGCAACAGGCCUUCCCUUUCAAUUCCACUUGGAAUCAGAUGCUCAGAGGAACACUGCAUCCAAACACAAUGGAUCCAUUUAGCUGUCAUCAUGGGUACUUGCUAUUGACAAAUUUAUCCCCACCCCACAAUUCUUUAAUCUUUUUACCUGAAACCAUCCAGGGAUGUGUACGCAGAGGAGAGGAAGUCCCAUUACAUGAGAGGAGCACCACUCGUGUUGGAUACAAAUCCAAGCCUUGUUUGUCAUGGUCACACUACAACGUGACAGAAGAAGGUUUAUUUAAAAGAUACGUAUGUUACUAACAUGCCCAUCCAAGGGCAUGUCUCCAUCAAGCACUGGCACUGAAUGAUGUCCCGUUAUUUCAUGUUAAGCAUGCAUUAGAAGACAGAAGACGGUCUCAAAACAUUUCACCCACUUAAUAAGAAGACAACAGGGGCUUUGAUGUUUAAUUGCAUCCAACUAGCUUGUCUUGGUCUUUUGCUGAAUGCAAAAGAAUGUUUUCCAAAUACAUCUGAAGAUGAUUGUGUUGUCUGCGAAAGGUUUCUCCUAAUACAAAGCCUCAUGUCCAUGUUUAGUUUGUUCUGAGCAAUAAGUUCUGGAACACAUAUUGCACAUCAAAGGCCUUCUUUUAUCUUCAUCUAAACUAUCUCAGAUUUAACGCAGAAGGCCUUGGUGGAAUAAACAGCACAAUGGGGUUGCUUUGCUGGGCAGGCUUCUAUGGCAUCAUCAGAAUGUGAAGUACGUAUUGGCCAAAGCAUCUCAUCCUACCGAGACGUGACGCCUCAUCUCUAGGAAACCUCUGUUCAAGAAGUACACAUCUAAAAUUUAACUAAGCUGGAUCCCUGAAUUUUACUUCCUUUGCACAGUACAGUGGUACCUCGGGUUAAGAACUUAAUUCGUUCUGGAGGUCCGUUCUUAAUCUGAAACUGUUCUUAACCUGAAGCACCACUUUAGCUAAUGGGGCCUCCUGCUGCCGCCGCGCCGCCAGAGCAUGAUUUCUGUUCUUAUCCUGAUGCAAAGUUCUUAACCUGAAGCAUUAUUUCUGGGUUAGCGGAGUCUGUAACCUGAAGCGUCUGUAACCUGAAGCGUCUGUAACCCGAGGUACCACUGUUCUCUGCAAGUGGAUAAAAAAGUAUUUAUAACUUUACACUCACCUCACAGAGUGUUUGUUGUGGGGGAGGAAGGGAAAGGAGAAUGUUAGCCGCUUUGAGACUCCUGAAGGGGAGUGAAAGGCAGGAUAUCAAAUCCAAACUCUUCUUCUUCUACAUAACUCCAUUUGAACCUUCAGCAAGCCCAGGAGUUCUGUCUCAUAUACUUCAGUGCCAAUCCUUAUUUGGCCAAAACAGUGCCAUCCAUGCACAAGAAAGAGGCUUCAACAUGCUUCGGGGAACCCAAAGCUUUCAAGAGGCAUAAACUGGAGAAGAGAGGUGCAACUGAGGAUCCUGGAGCAAUCAGGAACAAUCCACAUGUUGUUGCAGGUCCCAUUCUUAUAUAACCUAGUAAUUCUAAAUGACUUCUCAGCUACAGCAUUCGCUAUAAAUUGACAUCUCAAAACUCAGAAUAAUGGGAACCAUCCACUAGAGAAAAAGCUACUGCUGGUCUUGGGAAAAAUCUGUAAAACAUGGAGCAAGAUGCUAACCAGAAAUCCAUAGGUACAUGCAGUGCUUUUUCAGGGGGUACUCAAGGGUACACAGUACCAGCACCUCUUUUUUGUUGUUAGAAAGUGUGGCACUUACUGUAACAACUUCAUGGUGAGUACCAGCAACUAUUUUUCUAGGGGGGAAAGCACUGGGUACAUGUAUGGUCUCACAGAGGGAGUGAGGGAAAGAUGUUAGAUAUUACUUUAUGAAGCUGGAGGUUGCACACAGUUUUGGCUUCUAUGGCUGGGACACAGUGAUAGGUCCAAAGUAACGCAGGAGCAUCAUGGCUUAGUGUGCUUUUUAACAGUGGCCUCCCUGGUCCUAGUCCAGCACUCUAAGCAUAGUUUGACACUGGCUGGUCUUUGCACAGUACUUUGGUGUAUUCUUCUGCAGAGUGGAGGAGGAGGAGGAGGAGGAGGAAGAGGAAGAGGAGAAGGAGAAGAAGAAGAAGAAGAAGUUUGGACUUGAUAUCCCGCCUUUCACUUCUCUUAAGGAGUCUCAAAGCGGCUAACAACCUCCUUUCCCUUCCUCCCCCACAACAAACACUCUGUGAGGUGAGUGGGGCUGAGAGACUUCAAAGAAGUGUGACUAGCCCAAGGUCACCCAGCAGCUGCAUGUGGAGGAGCAGGGAAGCGAACCCAGUUCACCAGAUUACAAGUCCACCACUCUUAACCACUACACCACGCUGGUGUGCAUCAUUUAAACAGAGCAGAGAGGAACAGUGAGGCAGAAGCCUGCGAGAGCCAAGGGUGUGUUUCUGUUUCAAAUACGUAAGGGGAUCUCUACGACAAGUAGAGGAUGGUGGGUGUUGUGGAGAACACCACAGCACUGUUUACAUUUGGACACUACGAGGGAGAGCUCAAACGCUUCGAAAGAACAGCAAGAAUUUCAUGACGGAUAUGGAGCAGCCAAUGUCCAGCCAGUGUGCCAGAACUGGAACAAACAUCCCCUCCGCCCACACCAGAAGUAACAGCCAGGGCUUUGGCUAAGGCAGAACAGGAAACUGACAUGGGAAACCCAAAACCUGAUCGCUGGUUUAAUUUUCCUGGCAGAAGCUGCUAUUAAGUUAUAAGCGGAAGAGGUUUCAGUGUUAAGCCUCCCCCAUAAGGGCGUCUUCUGUGUGGAUGGGAGGGUAAAAUACAACAGAAGUGUUUUGGAGUGUUUUUCGUGAUCACAGUCUCAACAGAAACAUAUCACAAAGGCCCCAGAUAAUCACAGUAUUUGACUUUCCCUGGCAGCCAUCUAUAAUGAGCUCUGUACAUUUCCCCCUUAAUUAAUAAUCUUCUAAUACUAUUUCCUGAGGUAGUUAGGAAAGGUAAUGACAUUCCAAGGGGAGUGUGCUAUUCUGAUGAGACUGCGGGAGAAAGGCUAGUCUUAAUUAAAUCUGGUUUCAGAAGCUGCCAGUUCUUUAUCACAAAAACACUGUGUGUGGAUGUCAGCCCCUAGACAGCUGUUUCCUCCAUCUAAGGCUGCAAGGGAGGGGAGAGGAGGGAUGUCUCAUUAAACAGAGAAACUGACAUUUAAGACUCCAGGGAAAGCCAAGAAAGCUGCAAGAAUCCUUUCAAAGGAGCACAUGAGCAAAAAUGCAGAAAUAUGUUACAAGCAGUUGUGAAAUGACAGGGUGGCAUUCAAGGGUCAGAGUGCUGAGAAGUGUUGUUUACAUGAGCAAAUGAUAUACGCUCUGUCAGAAUGGCCUACUUUUGGUGACCACGGCAAUUAAGCGAUGCCAAUGGCGCUGGAAAUCAUUGCAAUAUGCUGAGAUUUUUCUCCUUCCAUGCAGAAAUGUAGGGCAUCGUCCAGAAGGCUAAGAUUAAGGUCAUAUCAGCACUGGGAGACAGAGAUUAAAAUGAAAGUUGGAGACACAACCAUUUUGUUUUUGUCAUUUAAUAUUCAUCGGCACCCGGCAUUUCCUAUCGGCCUUAACAAAAGGAAGUCAAUAAAAGAUACAAGGCCAAAGAGAAUGUUUUUAGAUAACAUUAUUAUUUGUCUGCAUGGUGAUGUUUUUAAUGCUGCUUUUGUUUCUUGUUUACUUUUCUUGUUUUAUAUUGAUAAUUCAUAUUUUUGAUGGUUUUGUAACUUUUAUUCCAUUAUUUCAAUAUUGCAAAGCCACCUUGUGAACUUUUUGCAGAACUGAAAGGCUGGAGAACUUCACUCAGUGGGGGCCAAGCUUGUAUACUAGCUUCCCCCUACCCCAGUCUCUUCUAGGCAUUUAGGCUUUUUCCUCCAACACCCUGACCCCUAUAGCUCUUAUUGAACCCCCCCCAGUCCAACAGCAAAAUGUUUGCCUUUAUGAGAGAAUCAUUACAGCCACCAUUCUGAAAUUUGGCAGGCUUCAUCCCCUCAGAAGAGCUCACAAUGCCUGCAAAUUGUAUGCCAUUCUGGCAAAAAAUAAAAAAAAUAAUAAAGUGUUAUACGCCUGUCCUUGGGGUUUUAUUUUAAAAAAAAUAUCAAAGUUGAAAGGUGCCCUAAAUGAAAAGCCCUGGAUUUAUUUGCCCACAAUUUGGCAGGCUUAAUCCACUCUGGAGGGGCUUCUGUGCCUGUAAAUUUCUUUCAUUUUGGCCAAAAGUGGGGAACAAUGCAUUUUUAGAAUUCCCAUUGCAGGGAACGGGGCACCCAUUUUGUACAAGGUGGGCUUGGAAUCAAGAGCACAAAUUGAAGCAGAAAGAACAGAGUGUGACUCAAAAACAGAUCAGAUUGUUUGGGGGGGGGAAUGUGUAUAUACAGAUACAAAGUGAUUCUUGGGACCUGUGCACUCCCCUUAUCAAGUGCCCAUUCAUUACCCUGGUCCUUCCCCUGCAAUGAUAAUUUCCAAGAAAGUGUCACCCCAUGCAUGAGGAGAAUAUUUCCAAUACAUAUCUGGGGAAACUGCAAAAAACUUUCAGUUAGAUUUCGGGUUGUCAGGUAUGAGAACCAUAAUACAAAACAUUUAAGUUAUGCUUUGCUGGACAUGCCAAAUUGUAAACCAGCUGAACACAGAUGCCGUCAAAUAUUUUGCUUGUAAAAUUCUGAGGAUAAUUAGAUUCAAGGAAAUAGAUUACUAAUUCAAUAAAUGUACGUGUUUAACAUGCAAGGGUUUAUCUAAGUGGUGUCUUUUUGCUGAUGAAAUACUAUUCGAUUGCCGGAGCGAUCGCUCCAGGAGCUUUUUCUUCCCUGAGCCAGCCCUGCGUGACUUUGCCAGGCUGGGAUUUGAUUAGAUCCCAGCCUCUCAAAGCGGCUUGGGGAGGGCAGCAUGAGAAGGACGCCAUGCAGGCUUCAAACACAGCCUCUUCCCUGAGGGGCUGGGAUCAAAUGACACAUGACUGCUGCAUCCUUCUCACAUUGUCCUCCCUAGAGAUCAGCCUCAGAAAGCCUGACCCAGAAACUCCAGCGGGUGCAGAAUGCCGCGGCAAGACUCCUUACGGGGUCCUCGCUACGGGAUCCCAGGCCACGGGGAGGUUAGGCUGGCAUCAACCAGAGCCAGGGCUUUUUCGACUGUGGCCCCAUCUGGUGGAACGCUCUGUCACAAGAGACUAGGGCCCUGCGGGACUUGACAUCUUUCCACAGGGCCUGCAAGACAGAGCUGUUCCACCAGGCCUUUGGCCAAGGCACAGUCUGACCCCCUCCUUUAGUAAUCCUCAUAGAACUCUAGCCCAGUGGUUGCCAUUAAUCUGAUUUGAAUUGAUUUUAGAAUGAAUUUCAAUUAAUUGAUUGUGAUUUUAUGUAAACUGUGUUACUUUUACUGUUGUUGGCCGCUCUGAGCCCGGCUUCAGCUGGGGAGGGCGGGAUAUAAAUAAAUUAUUAUCAUUAUUAUUAUUAUUAGUAGUAGUAGUAGUAGUAGUAGUAUUAUCAUUAUUAUUAUAAAACAUCUUAUGUCCAAGAUUGCUGUUUUAUUUCUGUAUGAGAAUGAGUUGAAAGAAAGAAAGAAAGAAAGAAAGAAAGAAAGAAAGAAAGAAAGAAAGAAAGAAAGUUGACUACAUAUAAAAGAUCCUAUAUUUAAAAGACAGGAAGGGAACAAGUCUGCCACAAAACACACAGGCAACCAUCAUGGGACUGGUACAUGCCAGUAACAGGUUCUUUUUUAAAGUAUGUCACCAUUUACAGAGACCAGAACAGUUUACAGACCAGAACGCUGCUAAAGAGGCCUUUUUCUUCAACUUAAAAGGUUUAACAGGGUGGUUAUGAAUAGAAAUAGGAAGGGUGUUCCACCCAGAGGAACAGAGUCACGGAAAGCUUUCUUCCAGAGGUUCAGGGCGUGGAACCUCUUGUACGAGGGAGAAAGACAAACAACAUUUGCCACUUGCUACGGUGUAGGAUUAUCUCAGCAAAUGUCCCAGGACAACGUCAAGAGAGAUGUUCCCACUAGGCAGAGGGAGCUAUAAUCACUUAGUCCAAGGUUUUAAAAUCAUUUCUCUGAAAAGACAAAACAACUAAGGCUGGAAGAAUCUGUCAAUUUCAGUUCUCAUUUUUUCAGUUUUAAGUUUGUUACAUUUCCACAUCAGCUUGCCAUUAGAAAGAGAGUCCUCAAAAAAGGGUCAGCAUUUUAGUGUGCUUUUCUCCCAAUACACCCAUUUUGUAAUCAGAUACAACACAAUGAAAGUUAAGGUGUUUUCUCAUUAAAUACAUGAAUUUAGUGUAUUACUGUGGUUCACCCUUCUUGUUGUGCUGUAGUGUUCCUGCUAUGGAGGGCCCAACCAGCGCCAGAUUUAGGGAAGUGUUGGUGCAAAAUUGAGAAGAUCCAUUUGGGGACACCAAAUUUUGGCCUUGCACAGGGCGUCAUGUUACCAAAGAUUACCCAAGUCCAUCCCUGGCCCACCAGCCCUCCCCAAAUCAAGUGUCUCUGCCUCUGUUUACAUACCCCUCAACUAUCACAGUAAAACUGGAAUGUCCCAUUUUUAUUUUCAUGUGAGAGUUUGGUGCCCAUUUUGGGUGCCACAGUCUCACCUCCCAAAAAGCAUGUCUUUCAGGACCAUGAUCUCAUGCAGGUCAUGUGACUUGUGUGGGAAUGCCUUUCUGGAAGACACGUGUCACAGUUUUUCACCUCGACGUGUUGGAGGAUAUGUUGCUGUGGGAAUGUUUAGGGAUGCGGGGAAGGAUAUAUUGUCUAAGAUAUCCCAUCCCAACUUGUCUUUACAAGUUCAACAAAAUCAGCAGAGUUAACAUUCCCCUUUUAUUUAAACACACGCAUAGCAGAUAGCUUGCUCAGCCUCGUUAGAGUCUCUGUAAAUAUUUCCUGGUAUUUUCCACAUUUGUUGUCGUUGUUGUUUAGUAUUUAGUCGUGUCCGACUCUUCGUGACCCCAUGGACCAGAACACGCCAGGCACUCCUGUCUUCGACUGCCUCCCGCAGUUUGGUCAAACUCAUGCUGGUAGCUUCGAGAACACUGUCCAACCAUCUCGUCCUCUGUCGUCCCCUUCUCCUUGUGCCCUCAAUCUUUCCCAACAUCAGGGUCUUAUCCAGGGAGUCUUCUCCUCUCACGAGGUGGCCAAAGUAUUGGAGCCUCAGCUUCACAGUCUGUCCUUCCAGUGAGCACUCAGGGCUGAUUUCCUUAAGAAUGGAUAGGUUUGAUCUUCUUGCAGUCCAUGGGACUCUCAAGAGUCUCCUCCAACACCAUAAUUCAAAAGCAUCAAUUCUUCGGCGAUCAGCCUUCUUUAUGGUCCAGCUCUCACUUCCAUACAUCAAUAUUGGGAAAACCAUAGCUUUAACUAUACGGACCUUUAUUUUCCCCAUUUAAUCCCUCCUAAAAUAAGACGCUACACAGUCUUCUGUAAAGUAUAAAACAUUUACUCACAAGUAAUCAUCUGUUCACACAAAGAUUCCCAGAAGGCAGACUUAUUAAAAGGUUAGAGCAUAGAUUAAAUGUGGUGACUAUCUCCUUGUGGAAGAAAGCCCCCCUUUUAUUCUCUUGGCCUGGAGCCAAGGGUGCAUCUUAGUAGUGCUGUUGUUAAGAUGGCAUCAAUAGAGACAAGAGAGACAAGAUGGUCACCAGCCUGUGAUUCUGGCUCUUUUACUUCAGGAGAGGCCACGCCCAUCUCAAGUUACACAUAGGAAGUUUCGUCUCAGUCCUGGAUAGCAGGAAGUUCCGGCUGGAGGACUGAGACAACCAUCAUGUCUACUCUAGCAAUGUUGUGUUUGACUGCACCUGAUUCUUACACCCCACAGUUGCAACGACUCCUCCCCUCCCUAUGGUUCCGUACCAUCAUAAGAAGGUCUUGGAGCUCAGGCAACAGGAUUCCUGUUUCUUGAGGCCUGAGACCUCCUUGCAAUGGUGAUGAGGAAAAGACUCCAGCAUGGUCAAUGGUCAGCAAGGAUGGUCCUCAGAUUGUCCAUCGUUGCAUAAGACAACUGCUCACCUUUGCCUUCUCCAUCACUUUAAAUGCAGUCCCAUUUCCAGCUGUGUGAACCUCAGUUUUUCCUCCAAUGAUCUCACAAGGCAGUGAAUGUGGUUCACUACCUCACAGUUCCAUCAUCUCAAGAGUCCUGGAAAGUUAGACUGAGAGAAAGUGAAUGGGCCACUAGUGAGCUCCCUGGCUGACAAUGUAGUCCCAACUAUGUCUGCUCAGAAGUAAGCCCUGCUGAAUUCAAUGGGGUUGGGCCACAAGACAACUGAUGACUGCAUGCCACUAGAAAUAAAAUAAAUAAUAAUCAAAGCACCCACCCACAGAAGAGACUGUGUAUCACUCCAUCUCUCCUUGACUCAUUGCCCUGGCCUUGCAUUCUGCUUGGAGAGGGUGUGGAGAUGCAGAAGAAUCUGCCAUCAGAGGAGGCUCACUCUGCUAUUUCUACACGAGUCUACAUGCUUUGGGCUUCCUUUCUCCCACUCAGGCCAGGAGGCUUUCUCAGAACAGUGAUUCAUGGAGAAACCCGGAGGCUGGGCCCUGGUGUAUGUUCGCGUGUGUUUAUGUAUUUUAAAUGCAGCUCGGUGUUUCUUGUACGCCGCCUUGGAAGGAUUUAUAUCAUGAAAGGCAGGAUAUGAAUUCUUGCAAUAAAUAAAUAAAAGCAUGCCUCCAAUUUCCAUUCAAAAAAGAAAGUGAUUUCGUCUCUUUAAAACUAAACACGUAAAAAUAAAAUACAACAAUAAUAAUGUUUUAUAGCAGGCUUGCAGAAUUGGGGGGAGCAGUCUUAGAAGAUGUUAAAAGCUGUGGGUGGUGGGAUAUCAGGUGCAAUUCUGAUGUACUGGUACCAGUCUGUGCAGUUAUUUAAAAUUGCCUUUAGGUUCAAAAUAUCCAUAUUCAUGUUCAGCUGCUGGUGUUGCCAUGAAAAUCCCCUAUGGGGUUUUUUUUAAUAAUAAUAAUAAUAAAGAUUAUCUAGUCUUCAAGAGACCCACCCACUACCUAAUACAGUUGUUUCGAUAUUUGCUCUGGUAAUGCAUCAUGAAAGCAGACUCCUGUGGUAAAAAUAAUCCAUUAUGAAAUAGAACUGAAUACAUAAAGCAUGCAGUGAGGGGUGGACCCCACAAAAGAAUGCAAUCAGCCUGCCAGAUCAAAUUGACUACAAAUGUUGCAUUCAUAAGUCAACAUCCGUUAGGUCAAAAGAAACGUUUGCUCAGUAUCUGCUACAGAGAAACGAAGGUUGGAAACAGUUUUCAGUAGAUCGUGCUUCCCAAUUUGGACAACAGGCUUGGUAAAAAUAGCUGUAAAGGAAACUAUUUUAAUUGUCACAAAUCUCACAAACUCUCUUCCAGGAAUCUUACAGAGACCGUGCCUGUUGAAGUUUCUGAGCUAUCUGUAUGCAAUAUCUUGGUUAUGGCACCAUCAUAGACAAAGUGGGCUUAAGGCCAGACAAAACGACAGCUGGCCCAUUUCUCCCUGUUACCAUGCAAAUCCAAUUCAGAAUUGGAUUAAACUAAAUGGUGGGAAAGGGAUGCAGGUGGCGCUGUGGACUAAACCCCUGAGCCUAGGGCUUGCCGAUCAGAACGUCGGUGGUUCGAAUCCCUGCGAUGGGGUGAGCUCCCGUUGCUCGGUCCCUGCUUCUGCCAACCUAGCAGUUCGAAAGCACCUCAAAGUGCAAGUAGAUAAAUAGGUACCGCUGUGGCGGGAAGGUAAACGGUGUUUCCGUGCGCUGCUCUGGUUUCACCAGAAGAGGCUUAGUCAUGCUGGCCACAUGACCUGGAAAAACUGUCUGCGGACAAACAUCGGCUCCCUCGACCCUCGGUCGUUCGUAACUGGGCUUAACUGUCUUUUUUUUAUAUAUAAGAUAUUUAUUGAGAUUUUCACAAUAUUACAAAAUAAAAAUAAAAAUAAAAAAGAAGAAAAUACAAAAUAAAAAAAAUGGUUAAAAACAACUCAAUCUUUCCAUUACUUAUUUUUCAUUAGCUUGUUUCCCGGACCUCCUCACGCCUCCAUUUUUUGUAUUCCAGUUCGGUUUGUUGGUUCAGCAAAUCCUUACCCUCUUUGUUUAUCCUAGUCUUUAAUCUUAAAAUAUUGUAACGUUAAAUUUUUACCUAUUAAUAAUCCAUUUUUCAUAUUCCCUUAGAGUAUUACAGCUGAAAACCACUUAAUUUCUAUCCAACAUCAUUCUAACAUUCAUUAAUUUUACAAUAUUUUUGUAGAUAGUCUUUAAAUUUCUUCCAAUCUUCUUCCACCGACUCUUCUCCCUGGUCUCGGAUUCUGCGUAACUGGGCUUAACUGUCAGGGGUCCUUUACCUUUUUUAAAUGGUGGGGAAAGAAGGUACAGUAUUGAUUGAAGGGGGGGAAGUCCACCUAGCAACAAGUGAGGAAAAUGUUGAAGGAACUUUUGCAACAUGACUCACUUGAAAAACAGUGACAUUAUUCUUAGUCUGCAAUGAUAUCUAUGCAAACUAAUCUGAGCAUAAGACCUACUGAUACUAUUAAGCAAACUUUGUGCUCAGUCUAUGUUUCCUCAUGUAUACCUGACAGUAAAACAAAUUCUCCUCCCUCUUAAGUAUGGGUGAGGACUGAAAUAUCCCUUCUUUAGCAACUGGCAGAGUGAUAUGAUGUUUGCAGAGAUAGAACGUGCCCUGAUUGGCUGGGUAGUUCUAAGUGAGUUCUGUCCUCUGCAUGUUUGGUUCAGUGCCUCACUGCUGUGUACAAGGCCUAACGUAAGAAAGGCUUUGCUCCUUUCUCCUCAAAUUAUACACCAGGGGUUUUUGUUUCUUUGUUUCUGUACUCGAGUGUUAUCAAAUUUAUUCUCUUUCUAAACCUUGUCUGGAUUAUUUAAAAGACUUUGCUAACAUUUACAGCCAUGCUUGGUUUAAAAGAAAGGCAAAUAACAUAAAAAUGGGGAAAGAAAAGAUGCUGACUUGUUCACUGAAGAUUUAUAAUUAUCCAAAGUAGGGCCAAGCAGAUAGUCUGUGAUUUAGCACCACUAUGCAAUUCAUUUGCUAUAUAAUCAACUAUGGAAUCAAAACAGAAAUUUUGCAAGCAACAUGUAGCAAUUGGAACACCUUAUAAAAGCGAGCAAUUCACAUACUCCCUUUUACAGGGGCAAUACCAAACCAUAUUAAUUCCUCUGGUUAUUGUGUCUUUUAACAGCUGGGUGUUGGUGGUGGUUUUGUUUUUGGUUUUUUAAAGAAAAAGACUGGCUAGGUCUGAAACUAUUCUGCUACUUAACUUUGGCAGAGCCAGAGACCCUAGAGGGAGGACAAAGCAGGAGUCUUCAAAUGCUUAAAAAGUUCUUUUGUAAGAUAAAAUACCAGCUGUUCAGUAUGACCAAAGAUGGAUAGGCCAAAAGCCUGGGCAUCAGGUUACAGGGAGGACAAGUGUGGCCAAUUAUUUGGAAAUUCUUUGUGUGUGAUUUUGCAACAGGACUUUGACCUAGGUAAAAAAAGUAAAACUGAUUGCUGGAAAACAAUCAUUUCUACUUCAUUUUAUUCAUUUUGGGUAUCCGACUAAAUCAUACUCAUGGUAGAUUAAGUCAUACUCAUAUCUGUUUGAUUUACUGUGUUCUAGUUUGUAGAGUUUAAUUUUAAAUUAUUUAUAUUUAUAUGCUUUUAUUAUUGCAUAUGUCUGUAUUUCUGGUCUGUGACCAUAAUAAAGCAAAAUUCAUUCAUUCAUUCAUGGUAGACCAUUGCUUAUUGACUUCAGUGGGUCUGCUCUGUGUUGGAUGCCACCUUUUAAGUCUCUUAAGUCUCUUCCUUUCCAAGUAAGGUCCUCUAUUAUGAUUAUGAUUAUUAUUAUUAUCAUACCCCGCCCAUCUGGUUGGGUUUCCCCAGCCACUCUGGGCGGCUCCCAACAGAGGACUAAAAACAGAAUAAAACAUCAAACAUUAAAAACUUCCCUAAACAGGGCUGCCUUCAGGUGUCUUCUAAAAGUCAGAUAGUUGUUUGUUUCCUUGACAUUUGAUGGGAGGGCAUUCCACAGGGCGGGUGCCACUACCGAGAAGGCCCUCUGCCUUCUUUAGAAAUAAUUGUUCAGCCACUGACAAAACUUUAGAAUAUUAGAACUUGAUUUUGUCUUCUGAUCAGCUCUUUAAUAUUAAACACAACAAUAAUAAUGUAGUAGAUUGCCUUAUCUUUCCUUUGUGGUCAUCAAUCUGCAUAAUUUCAGCUUUGUGGGAAAGAUAUUAGGUCUACAGAACAGUGCUUGGAGAUGAAUAAUGGAUAAUGUCACUUUUUGUAAACAGAGGCCACAUUCGCACGAUAAAUUUAAAGCCCUGGUGUGCCAAUUUCACAGUUUGAAUCCUGGGAACUGUGAUCUGUUAAGGGUUGUGAGGCGGCCACAAUUCCAUCCCUCCCACUUCCCAAGCUACAAUUCCCAGAGUUUCCUGUGGAGUUAUUGUUAAACCACUCUGGGAAUUGUAGUUCUAUAGGAGGUGAACGGAGGUCUCCUAACAGGCGUCAGCACUCUUAACAAACUACAGUUCCCAUGGUCCUUUGCGGGGGCGCCAUGACUGUUAAAGUGGUAUAACAGUGCUGCAAAUCUAUUGCACCAAGGUUAAGGAAAGCUGAGAUACAGUGAUAGGGAAUGUUUCACCUGUUCAUUCCUCCUUGUAAUUCAGAUAAUAAAGGCACAGAAUCUAUGUGCUAUGGACAAGUGGCACAGCAUUCCCUUCAACAUUUCUCCAUUGAAAAUAGGGACAUCCCAUUCCAUUACAACAACAACAAUUUUAUUAUUUAUACCCCAGCCCGUCUGGGCUUCUUGCAACAUACCAUUCCCUCCAACAUUUCUUGGAUGAAAAUUGUUGUUGUUUAGUCGUUUAGUCGUGUCCAACUCUUCGUGAUCCCAUGGACCAGAGCACGCCAGGCACUUCUGUCUUCCACUGCUUCCCGCAGUUCGGUCAAACUCAUGCUGGUAGCUUCGAGAACACUGUCCAACCAUCUCAUUCUCUGUCGUCCCCUUCUCCUUGUGCCCUCAAUCUUUCCCAACAUCAGGGUCUUUUCCAGGGAGUCUUCUCUUCUCAUGAGGUGGCCAAAGAUGAAAAUAGGGAUGUCCUAUUCCAUUAUUAUUAUUAUUAUUAUUAUUAUUAUUAUUAUUAUUCUAUUUAUACCCCACCCAUCUGUCUGGUUUGCUACUCUGGACUGCUUUCAACAUAAAAACAUAAUAAAACAUGAAACAUUUUUUUAAAAAACCUUCCCUAUACAGGAUCCCCUUCAGACAGCUCAGGGGUCAGAUAACUCCAUACCCUCCAACGUUUCUCCAAUGAAAAUAGGGACAUCUUAAGUAAAAGAGGGACAUUCCAGGAUCAAAUCUGAAACCGAGAUGGCUUCUGUAAAUCUGGAACUGUCCCUGGAAAAUAGGGGCACUUGGAGGGUCUGGCACAGCUUCACUGCACAUUUUCCAAAACAAAAACAAGCAUAUAUUGAUUCCCAUGUUCAUCUAUAUUUGAAGAGAUUGUGAAAUUACAGUUACAUGAUACCAAAGGCGCGGAACAAUUUCAAACCAACUCAGAUUACACAUUGAAGAGAUUUGUCAGUCUUUUUGCAACGAGCAGAUAUUAUUUUUCAUCAUUCUACCUGUUUUGCAAAUUUUGUGUGUAUUUUUAGAAUGCUUGCCCUUUUCACUUGGAAGAUAAAGAACUUGCUCAACGUUCUCAGCCGUAUAAAAUCACAUUCAGCUUCACAGUUGUUGAAAAAAGCUCAGCUUUACUUUCAGAGUAUGGAAACUCCCCUAUAAUGAAAGGGGGGACAUUAAUUUUCUAUGUAUAGAAAAGAUCAGAAUUAUCCUUAAUAAUUCUGAAUUAACACUUUCUUAUUUUCUUUUCUAAACACUUUUAAUUUAUAUCCUGCCCUUCAGUGUAUGCUAAAAAUUCCCAAGUUGCCUUACAAAAGACAACCUGAUCACUAUGAGUAGGUUAUGGGCCCAUAUACACAAUGGAACUUCAUAAAACCAUAGAGUUGGAAGUAACUUCUGAGGGUCAUCUAUAGCCCAACUCCCUGCAAUGCAGGAUUCUCAACAUAUGGUUCCCCCAUCCAAUUUGAAACCAUAGCAGACCCUGCUUAGCUUUGCAAAUGUGCUGGCGGUUUUUCUUUUUAAUUGUUGCACCAUUGGGGGACUUCAAAACUUUAGGGUCUAUAUAUAUUGCUAAUGUCAGGUCUUUAUAUAUUGCAAGUGAUUCUUGCACCAGAUUUCAAAUUGUCAGCUCAUAGCAUUUCCAUAUUGGUGACCUAGAGAACCAUUUUCCAUGACAGACUGAGCUCCCAUUGCUCUGUCUGAACUCCUGCCAACCUAGAAGUUCGAAAGCACACCAGUGCAAGUAGAUAAAUAGGUACCGCUGUGGUGGGAAGGUAAAUGGCAUUUCCGUGCACUCUGGUUUCUGUCACGGUGUCCCAUUGCACCAGAAGCGGUUUAGUCACACUGGCCACAUGACCCAGAAAGCUGUCUGUGGGCAAACACCAGCUCCCUCAGCCUGAAAAGUGAGAUGAGCACUGCACCCCAUCGUUACCUUUGACUGGACUUAACCGUCCAGGGGUCCUUUUUCUUUUAAUGCUGCCUCUGCAGAGGCCAAGGCAUGACUGUGGCAGUACUUGCCUGCUUCUCUUCUCGCUUACCCCAACCCCAAAUUCCUCACCACAGGGAGACGGGGUAGCAACCAAGGUAGGGGGUGGUUCUGUUAGCACUGUACUGCCGAAUGGCAGCCACUGACAUUAGUGUCCCACAUACACACAGCUGGUACAUACAUUGUACACAACUGUACAAUCUGCCAUAAGAACCUGCUACACAGUGGUACCUCGGGUUAAGAACUUAAUUUGUUCUGGAGAUCCGUCUUAACCUGAAACUGUUCUUAACCUGAGGUACUACUUUAGCUAAUGGGGCCUCCCACUGCUGCUGCGCCACCGCCGCACGAUUUCUGUUCUUAUCCUGAAGCAAAGUUCUUCACCCAAGGUACUAUUUCUGGGUUAGCUGAGUUUGUAACCUGAAGCGUCUGUAACCUGAAGCGUCUGUAACCUGAGGUACCACUGUAUAAUUCUGUCACUAGAUUAUAAAAUGUUUUCAAAGCCUACAUUUGAGUUUAAAUUUAAAUUUAAAGUCAGUGGAUAGGUCAGUUGGUUAGAGCAUAGUGCUGAUAAUGCCAAGGUUGCAGGUUCAAUCCCCAUACGGGACAGCUGCAUAUUCCAGCAUUGUAGGAGGGUUGGACAAUGAUCAUCAGCGUCCCUUCCAACUUAAUUCCAUGAUUCUAAAUUACCACACACAGAGACAACACUGUGGGACGGCAGAAUUAGGAGCUUCGUUAACUAUGGAGGCCAAAAAUUGGGAUCCCCUCCAAACUGCUGACAAAUUUUUGCAGGGUUUCAUAGCAAAGAAAACACAUUUUGCAACACGUGUCCCCCCAACUGAGUAUUCGAAAUUUCAGGGUUUGUGGUUAAUUAAGCUAACAUCUGGUAUAGUAUAGCAGCUAAGGACAUUGAGGGAAAGUUUGAAGCCAGCAAGAGAGAGCUCUGUUACGAUUUAGGUUGUGAUCUAGGUGACCUCAGGCCAGCUAAUUCUUCGCAGCCUUGAGCCCUCAUCUGUAUUAUGGGUACAAGUUAUAAAGUCUUCCCUUUACAGUGGCAGCUGCAUGGGUUACAAAGGAAAAGCUUUAAAUGCUACAAAACUGCUAAUUAUUCUGAUGACGGCAUCUCAAUGAACAUUAAAUGAGGGGUACGGCUUAAAGAUGUCAGGGAUUUAUAUUUCACCUCUUUAAAAAUAACUACUACCAUUGCGCAUUAAAGAACGCCAGCAAAUAUGAUUUGCGGGGGGGGGGAGGAGGUUGGGCAGUUAACGGUUAAUCUAUGGCAUGCCAAGUGUGCAUAUGAUUACGACAAAGAAUUGGCAGCUGCAGAAGGAAAAGGGCUUGUGUUCUGCCGUUCAAACUUGUCAGUCAACUCAUGCCAGUAUUCUGGACGUCUGCCUCCCCAGCACACCCUCAUUACAUGUGUCUGUCUGAGCCGACUUGCUCAUCUGUUUGGAGACACACCACAUAAGUCGGGAAUUCUCCCUCCUCUGUGGGAAUUAGAUCAUAACCCUUCAGAAGCAUUUGCCUCGUCGCGCUCCUCCUCCUCUUCCAUACGGGAAACCUCUGUGCCUAUGUAGUGUUUCUUUGUAGAUUUCAAAACCUGUGUGUUUGUUUGAUUUCUAGAAUGGAAGAAGCUGAACUGCUGAAGGAAAGAUUUCAGGCCAUAACCGUAAGUACUUCUUCUCUAUAUCAGUCUUUGUGUGUGCUUGUGUGUGUCUUGUAAUAUCUGUCUUGUAAUAUAUAUUUUAGAAAAUCAUUAUCAAAGCUGCUUAGAGGUUACUAAGGUGGUUGGAACGUCUCCCUGUUCUGUAUGAAACCCUUCAUUUCUGUCCUUAUUUUGUUCCUUUUUGUAGACUACAAACUUUGGGCAGUCAGCAGAAUUCUGCGUAUGACUUGCAUUUAUGGCAGGAACAUAAAUUUGACCAUUAGCUCCCAGGCGCUGAAUGCCAGAGAUGUAGGAGUCAGGCAGUGUUUUAUAUCAGGCAUAUGUGAUGCUGUCAUUAAGACCAAGUGGCUCAGUGAGUGUGCAUCUGUGCAUUAAUUUGAAGGACACCAGGUCAGAAAGCUAAGAAUGAACUGGAACAAGGAAAUUCCAUAGUUUAAAAAGAAAAGAAGUACCCUGGGCAAUUAAUCUUCUGCUUAAUUAAAUGAGUAUUUGUUGGUAGUUCAUGGGAACACCAACAUUCUGUGUGUGUGUGUGUUUUAAAGGAGUAUGAUAUGGGAAAUUCAAUUCAGUUCACACUAUGGUGGAGAUAUUUUAUUCAUAAAGAACCCAGCGCUUGCAGAAAGUUGUCUCAGAACUGUGCUAUUCUUAAGAGGAAGAACGACAACUAAUAGCAUUGAUGUCUAGCUCCCUAUUGAUCUGAUCUAACCCUCAUUCUCUCAUCUCAUGACAGGUUUGGGCCGGUAGAUUAGUUCACUGGCUAUUCUUUAAGGGUAGAGCUAUGAUUGGCUGUGGGUGGCAUCAUAGCACAAUAAUGAUUAUGUUCCUUUGAAGCGCUACUAAAGCUAGACGCAACAUGCUUUGGAAGAAUGAGAAAGCUCUUUCUGACAUUUUUGUUUCAUGCUUGUUCCCAUUGCUCCCAGUGCUUCCUUUGCUUACACAACUAAAGAGCUGAUGGUUAAAGAACGAAAUAAGUAAAUUCAGCUGUUCUUUAACUUUCAGGAGCUAUUUAUUUCACAACCCUUGGUUCAAACUCUUUUUUUGUUUCUCCAUGAAUAGCAAGACUUCUUGCUGGUGAACUGGCAUCACUAUCAAACGACUCCAUAGUCAAGCUUGCAAAUGCAGCCACUGGCAAUGUACCCAUUACCAACUUACAAGACAACUUGGUCAUUCUUUUUCUCAAUUCAGAUCAAAGCUGGUUUGGGGCGAAAAUGCAGCAAAACACAGUAUUUCAUAGGAAAUGUCAGGAUAGAUAAAGGAUAGUGGCUAAUGUCAUACAUCCAUUGCUUCCCAUACAUCCAUUGCUGCAAAAAGGCACUAGAUGCGGGCUGCUCACUUUGUAGCCCAUGAAUAAAGAGAUCUGCUGCGGAAAUAUUUUCUUCCUCUUUUUUUUAAGAUGGAAGAGAGUCAAGCCUUCCCCAUUCCACUUUUCAGACCACAAGUGACUUAAUUCAUGGUGCGCAAAUAUUUGCAGGCUAGUAACUUUUAUGGGCUUGUUUGCAAGGUUGUUCACAAGAAACAUAGAGGAUUUCUUCCCGCAUCCAUAGGAAUGUAAAGGAGAAAUGUUGCUUUCUGCUCUGAGCCCAUAGCAGUAGUAUAACACUAGACAACUCAAAAUAAAAAAUAAAUCCUUCCAGUAGGACCUUAGAGACCAACUAAGUUUGUUAUUGGUAUGAGCUUUUGUGUGCAUGCACACUUCUUCUUCUUGCAUGCACACGAAAGCUCACACCAAUAACAAACUUAGUUGGUCUCUAAGGUGCUACUGGAAGGAAUUUUUUUAAAUUUUAUUUUGUUUCGACUACGGCAGACCAACACAGCUACCUACCUGUAACUAGAACUAGACAACUCAGUUGGUCAAGCGCUGUUGAUACAGUGCCAUCAAUAUACAUGACUGCUUGAUACGAUACAAGAGGACAGGUCCUUGCUUUUGACAGCUUGCAGUCCAAAAUUCAAUAUGGAGGAGACAAUAGGGGAAAGUAUAGGAAAAGGAGGCAGGGGUAUACCAAGGGAAAAUGCAUGUUUGUUUCCAUUACAUGUAAAUAGACUUGGUUACAAUAGGAUGCUGACACUUGAGGUUGUGCCAAAGGCUUCAUGGGAAAGCUGGGUGUGUUAAGAAGGGGUUUGAAGAAAGAGAGAGGGCCUCAAGAAGGUAUGGGGGGGUUAGGGGAGGUAAGAUGGAGGAAAGAGGGGGAGCUUUUUCAGGCACCCAAGAAGUAACUGAGGAACCUCACUACAAGAAGCUUGACCAGGCAUCUUCAUCCACAAUCCACUGCAGAUGAGAAGUUGGCUUGUUGAUUCUGGCUGGUCCUUACAUUACUACACUUUCUAAGCUAUUAGUCUCAACAUUGGCUAUGUUCUGGUACCCUUAUUUAGCUUGCUGCUUUUGAAAGAUUUGUGCUUAUAUGGCCCUUUAGUGAUAAUAAAUGCAAGUUAAUAUAGAAAGUGGUUUGAUUAAACACAUAGAUUUCUUGCUGGAAAUGAAUGAAGUUUUCUUAAUUAAAAAAACUGGCUGAGAAAUGCAACAGCUUUUAAGCUUUAAAAGUGUGUCAACUGACAUAUAUUGAAAGGGGAUGGAAUAAAGGCUAAUGCAUUAGUGGAACUUAAUAGCUGAACAAUAAUUCUUUCGUUGCUGGAAGAAGCUCAAUUCCUUUCCUCUCACUGCACUGUCAAAGGCCUAUUACAUAUAAUUUUUCUGUUUCGUGAAAGGUUCCUAGUAAGAAAGGCUGGAUUAAACAACAACAACAACCCCCACUAUGCUUCUGGAAUUUUCUGUGACUACAAGCCAUAUCUAUAUAAGAUCCCACAAGUCAUUUCAAUGACUGUAGUGAGAUGUGGAUUUUUUAUUUCAACAACAACAAAAAAUAUAUUAGAAGGAAAUUCCACUUGUUUCAGUAGGACAUAUUUUCUUCAAAUAAUUGUGCCUAGGUUGCUGGUAGCUAGUUUGAUCAUUAGGGGGAAUAGGAUUGCUUUAGCAGAUUGCAAUGGUAAAACUGGAAGUUUGGAAAAGUAGUAUCUCAAACUGUGCUCCAAUACACACAUUCAUGCCAUUCCCAGCAGUGGUACCACAAAUAUAUAUAUAUAUAUAUAUAUAUAUAUAUAUUGUUAGAAUUCCUGCUCCAUGAUUGCAGUUAUGGGAUUUUUGUCUAUCACAUGACGGUAUAUGUUUUGACUCCACAGAGUGGGAAGUGACGGAAACAGGAUGUUUGUGUUACUGUGUUCCAUGAAGUGUGACUAUUGUCCUUUGUUCUUUCUCUUUGCUGUCUGAUGCUAGAGAGAGAGGGAGCCAUGUUGCAGUGCUCCGUGUGUGUUUAUAUGUAAAUAAAGUAGAUUAGCCCAAAUGCUGAGUUGCUGAGUUCUGUUACGCAAGCUGCAAACAUUCUGCGAAUCCCUAAGUGUGCCGGUGUCUGUUGGCAUAGGUCGCUGUGAUGUUUGGGCAGAAGAAAGCUUUUGAAGCUCCCAAACGAUUGACCAGGAGGGAGGGAACAUGCCAGUCGGGCAUGUGUCUCUGCCAGGGUCCUACUCGAGAGUAGAACAAGCUCCUAACAUAUUUACCGUAUUUUUUGCUCUAUAAGACUCACUUUUUCCCUCCUAAAAAGUAAGGGGAAAUGUGUGUUCGUCUUAUGGAGCGAAUGCAGGCUGCGCAGCUAUCCCAGAAGCCAGAACAGCAAGAGGGAUUGCUGCUUUCACUGCGCAGCAAUCCCUCUUGAUGUUCUGGCUUCUGAGAUUCAGAAUAUAUAUUUUUCUUGUUUUCCUCCUCCAAAAACUAGGUGCGUCUUGUGGUCUGGUGCGUCUUAUAGAGCGAAAAAUACGGCAUAUGGGCAGGGCACAUGGGGGGGGGCUAGUUUAGUUUAUUUCAAUUAUUUAUCCCUUCACACAACUGAAAGGAGUCCCAAAGCUAUUUACAAGAAAAUAUAAAAUUACAUGAUACAAUAUCCCUAAGUAUGCAAAAAAAAUACUAAAAUUUUUUAUCCAGAAUAAUCAAAAACAAGAAUAUCACCUCCAACACACUGCCGUGAACUUCUAUGGCAGGAGUCACCAAUGGGCCUGUAGGCACACAUGUCUUUCUCUGGCGCCCACUGAGUCCCUUCAACCGCCUCUCUCCUCACUGAAAUUCGGCUUGAAAGAAGAAUUCUGUUGUAGCCGGUAGAUUAGAUUGAAUUAUGUGCUCAUCUGUGGUACGUGUCUGGUGCCCACAACAGCUUCUCCAGUUUGAAAAUGAGCCCACGUGCCCAAAAAGUUUAACGGUCCCUGCAAUACAAAGUAGUGGUAGCAUUGCCUUACGGAAAUCCCACAAAACCUGAUGGAACACCUUCUGCUCUCUCUAUAUUGUACCCCAGUGUAAAACUCAUUAUCACUUAGGGCAUGUCUGGAUAUACUUAAUACGAGUGGUGAUACAUUGCUAUAUAUUCCAGUAUAAAACUCCACAAUUUAUCCAUUACUUUUCACUUUGGGAAAAGUAAUGUGUGCAGUAAACUAACUCUGGAAUUGAGCUCACCUUGUUUCGGUCAGACAUACCACCUUAGCUUAAGUGGUGAGCUCAAGAGAAUCCUAUUUGCCCCCCCAAAAAAGGGGCUGAUCACUGUUCUGAUUGGUUGGCCCUCAUAGUGAUCUUCCCCCACACCGCCUCACCAAAUACCCCUAAUUUCCUUAGAAGGGAAAUCCAGCCUUCCUGGAGUCGGGAGAGUGAGCAAAGAGAAAAAUUAAAUUGUCCCUGGAUUUGGAGCCAAGAAUGUGCCAUUCGUUUCUCGAGCAAAAGUGGGGGGGAAAUCUGAGAUCCUUUUGCAGGAUACUGUGAAGGUAUAUCUGGAGGCAUGCUCUGAGUUAGGAAAAAGAGCUCUCUUUGGGAGUUUGCUUUUAAUCUACAAAGUCAUUUUGAUGACCUACUGCACCAUUCAUGGCCAAAUUAUUUCAAGGCCCUUAAUAUAGUGGCAUUCAGAAGAAAGGAAGGCAUGAAGUUCAGAGACUGGCAGCAGGAUGUUCUUGAAAUCUGGAUUAACUGAACCGUUCAAAAUUGCUACUGGGGGCGUACCUUAGUAAACAAAGUUUAAAAAUGGAACGACAACACCAGCUAUCAUUCUUCUCUCAGAUAUGUUCAGCUGUUUCUCUCAGCAAGAUGCGGAAGUAGAAGCAGGAGGCCCUGCUAAAAGUAUAAACGUUAUAAGGAUACAUGUAAAUACAGGCUAGCAAACUAUUUACAUCCUAAAUGCUGUUUAUAGUUGCGUUAUGGGAUGUGUGCCAGAAAUAACUCCUAUCUGCAAUGAAGAUUAUUCCAAGUCUCUAGACAAUCAUGGGAACAGAGCCCAACCUGGUUGCUAAAUUUUCUGUAACUGAAAUUACCUCAGUUAACACCACCCUUGCUGUUUCUCGCUUGUAAAUAUGUAAAGAAAACAGAAGCAUAUUUCGGGACUUGAAAGAAUUGCCUCCUGAAAUUUGAAUUUGUUUCCCUGGUGACUGAUAAAUGAAGGGAAACAAUCGUUUAAUAGUUUUGCAUGCCUAAACCUUUAAUACUAGACACAGCUGGUAUGUACUAAAAAGAAAAUGAUAUGUUGAAGAAGAACCCUGAGAUUUGUUCUCGAUAGAGAUGGAUUUAAAACUAUUUUAGCAAUCCUUUCCUCUUCCUAGGGAAACCAGGAAGUUGCAGUUCUGUGAGGUGGCAUUCUCUAAAUUCUCACUAAACUGCCAUCUCCAGGGUUCUUGAGGGAAUCCACAACCAUUGAAGUGGUAUUUAAAAAUUGUUAUGUUUGUAGUGUAGAUAUGCCCAGUGACUUCCUUUCCUUUUCAUUUUUUCUUUGUUAAAUGAAAGCAGAAAAAGGCAGACAACUCCCACAUGCCCAUCUCAAGCACUUCAAAUAGCUUCUAAAAUCUAAGACCUCAUUUCUUACUGCACAAAGUUUUCAUAUUCCAAGAUAUACUGUACAUUUUAUUCUCUUUGGUUUUCUACGAUUUUUGUAAUUCGCAGGACAAGAGGAAACUUCAAGAAGAAAUCACUCAGAAACGCCUUAAAGUUGAGGAAGAAAAACUAAAACAUCAGCACUUGAAGGUAACCUGCCCAUGAGGAGACUCAAAUAAUUUUCUUCUUUUCUUUUUUGGAAAUCCACUGCUUAAAAAUGUAAGAAGUCGUUAAUAAGAGUAUCAACAAUUAGCUUAUACAGGUGUGUACAUCCCUUGAUUUCUCUACACUGGAUGUCUGUUAGCUCAAUAUUUGACCUGAGUUGAUUGAAAAGCAGCUUUUCCCCAAGCAGGUGUACAAACACACACACACACACACACACACACACACACACACAUGACUACAAUUCCCAUCAGCCCCAGACAGUACGGCCAAUGGUCAGGGAUGAUGAGAUUUGUAUUUCAAAAUAUCUGGAGGACAUCAGGUUGGAGUAUAUUGAUUUGUGGUGUCACAUCUAUAUUGGCCCAUUCACACAUGUAAGUAAUCACUUGACAAAUAUGUAUGUGUGAACCAGUCUGACACAAGUGUCCUGUCUAAUCAAUACAGGUCCAGUUACAUACAUUCUUUCCUUCACAAAUCUAAACAUUUCUUUAAUUUUUGCAGUAUGAAUGUCAUCUUUAUUUAGGUGUGCAGGUGAAUUUUGAGUUUUACUAGCUAGAAAACAGAGUGCAUUAGUUAAUAAUUGUCAACCUGGGCUCCUUUGAGAGGAAAGGCAAUAUAUAAUUUUAAUUAAUAAAUAGCAGCACUGGGCAUUUUUUUAAAGACUUGAGUUGUUUAGUGAUGGUUUAGUGAUGGCCAGAAAUAACUAUUUAAUAGAAGUACAACUGCACGUUUUUCAGACAAAUCAGGUCCUCCCUUAAAGAGGGCACGUGUUGCGGUGAGAUCUGGCAACCAAACCCUGUGUUGAGGGUGGGUACGAUUGGAUAGCCACAAUACCCAAUUGGUAGGUCCCUUGAUGCUGGGUUUAAUCAGGCCAAUGGGAUGCAGGCUAAAUGGAUAAAGGGACCUAUAUAUACCUAUGCACGUGACCCAGAACUUCCUCUUUCGGUGCAUGCAUUGGAAAACCCGCCCACCUCUCCCUACUUUUAGGGUUUGUUGCUCAUGACCUUGCUAUGCCGUCGUCUGUCGUUGGGACAGGGGCACAGUAGGAAUUUCCCCACUUGGCUGAUUGGCUGUUGCCAUUUGGGUUUCGCCUGCCACGUAGCAAAUCAUCACAACUUUUAAGGUUGUGGAUAGGCACUGGUUCAGGUGAUAUGUGAAGGGUAUUCCGUUAAAGGAAUCCAGGGACUCAGUGGUUUGGUCAACCCUGUGAGGGGGUUGUGCCCAUGCCUGAGUCCAGGGGGACAUCUGGGUGGUGGACAUAGCCUGUUCCUGGCUUUCUGCCUAACGGGUGUUCACCAUAGGCUGACCUAUGCUGGUGCCCUGGGUCAGCGCUACCUGCAAUGGUGCAGGGAGCUAGAAGAACCAGAGCCUAUGCAACCACUCACUUGCUGUAAUCAAUAAAGUUGUGGCCUAAAUUCUGCCAAAAACCAAACAAAAAUUUGAGUCUUGUCUGAAUUUAUUUAAGGGGGAGGUUAAAAGGUCUGAACAUGCAAAGCAUUUUCAAUUUAGUAUUGACUAUAGACUCCAUAACAAUGGGAUUCACCAAAGCAUUAAAUAAAAGAUUCUUCUAAAAUCUUCAGGCAGUAACUUGGUGUAUCUGCCAAAUGUUUAAUCAAUUAACUUAAUGGUCCUACAUGAAAAGAUGUUCUGCCCCUGCUUCCCACGCACUACAGAAGCACCUACAGAUGUCAAACUUGCCAAGUUCCUUGGUACAAAAUCCCAAUUACCGAUGGAUCAAAUGGCCAGCCUCAUAUGAAAAGCUGAGCUUUUCAAGGACAGCUUGACAUUGCUUGUCAGAUGAAGAACGAAACAAUAAAAAAUAAAAACUCACAGUGCUCAUUUGUUGACAGUAGUCAAAACAGUGUCACAAAAAUCUCGGUACAAAUUGUGUCCUGACUAGAGGCUCAGUAGCAGGACGUGGUUGUCGAGGUCAGUGAGAAAGUGCAAGAACUGCAGAAGUCACAAAAGUGAUCUCCAGGUUCUCCAUCAGUUCAGCAGUGAAAAGGUUGAUGCUGCUGUGGCUAUCAUGGCUGGGCGCAUUGAGUGUAUGCAGCAUCACGUAUAUACAGUGGUACCUUGGGUUAGGUACUUAAUUCAUUCUGGAGGUCCAUUCUUAACCUGAAACUGUUCUUAACCUGAAGCACCACUUUAGCUAAUGGGGCCUCCCGCUGCCACCACACGAUUUCUGUUCUCAUCCUGAAGCAAAGUUCUUAACCCGAGUACUAUUUCUGAGUUAGUGGAGUCUGUAACCUGAAGCGUAUGUAACCUGAAGCGUAUGUAACCCGAGGUACCACUGUACAUUGAAUGCCUGAGCAAGGGUCCCGCGUAGAACUGUAUGCCCAGAAGCAUCUCUGCAGACAAUCUAGAACCCUUGACUGUGCAGGGAUCUCAACUGUGAAGACACAGCGUUCUGCUCAUUCAGCUGGACAUGCAAGGAACCUAUCCAGGCAUUCAGUAAACAUGGGUGGAUUAAAAAGAUGGAACCUGCUGCUCCCUAUCCACACAUGUCCACCGCACAGCAAAUUUCAGUGUACAGAUUAGAAGGGAUAGGAGUGGGUAACAUGUGUCCUCCAGACAUUGCUUAACUACACUUCCCAUUACCCCUGACUUUUGACAAUGCUUGGUGGACCUGUUGAGGGCCAGAAGUUGCCCUUCCCUAGAGUAGAAGAAUGAUAGCAUAACACCUGAAAAGGACUUCUUUGUGUUUUCAGUUAUGACAACCAUCCAGCAGCCACUACCCUCCCCUUAUUCAUGGGUGCUUAUAGCAGAGAAGUUGUGUCCUGCCAAAGACAAAAGGAUCAGCUGUUCUUCCUCUACUCAGAGGUCCAGGAUAUGGUUUAAUAUAGCUGUGGCACACCAGCUGCAGAAUGAUUGUUUGGGAGCCCUUAAGUUGCACGUGCAAAUGAGCAAUGACAAAUCUUUUUCUUAAGCCAUUGAGAAUCUGCAUUGUCUUUAACCAGUGAGAAGGGGUGCAUGGAGCCCUGGAGCUCUAAAAACCAGGAAGCAUGUCCCAUCAAACUGGUACACUACUUCUUUUGGACAGCUUCUUGUUUAAUUAACAUACCCAUCAUAUAAGCUUGCUUCAUCAAUUUUUACUGCAUCACUUCCACUGUUAAUGACCCAGACUGUGUUAUGUAGUAGACAGAAUUACAUAAUUUUAACAUAUUCUCGCUCUUAAAUGAGGUUCUCAUUGCUGUCACUCCCAUGCUUUCCUGUUUUACCCCCAUCCAACAGAGAAUUUUAAUAGUGUUAUUGCUAAUAAGUAUGAUUGCACAAAUUAUUAUACAGGGAUUUAGAUUCCAUUACAGUAUUUUGAGAAAAUAUAAUUAAAUAAGCUUGAGAGAGGCGUAAUUAGAAAGUGAUGAAUCGCUGUAGGAGCAAGGGUUUUCGUGAGCACGCUGCUCUCCAUACUAAAGAAAGGGCACAACUACUUGCCUACAGAUUGCAAAGCUGGAAACAAGGAAUCUCCCACCAACAUUAGUGCACAUCUCAUGGCUAGGUUCGCAUGUGAAGUCUCCAAGCACAUGAAAACAUGCUUGCUUUUGUGGAAUAAUUCACAUAACACGCUUAAUGACUGCAGCACUCAUUUAAUGGGUGUGAGAUACAACUUGUUGUUGUUUAGUCGUUUAGUCGUGUCUGACUCUUCGUGACCCCAUGGACCAGAGCACGCCAGGCACUCCUGUAUUCCACUGCCUCCCGCAGUUUGGUCAGAUACAACUAAGCCUCCUUUAAUGGCAAAUUACGUUCCUUGGAUGCUUUGCAGCCACAGGGGAGUGUCGUCGCUGGAACUAGAAAAACCCUGGAGUGGGUAUAGAAUAUGGUCAGCUAUCGGGAACAGUCAGUUGCUGAGCAAGAGGAGAGGAGGAGUUCAUAAUCAAUUGCUAGUGCUCACAGUCCCAACAUGACCUCUGUGAAAGGGACAAAAAGAUGGGAGGAGAAGAACAACGGAGAGGGCAUUGCUUGCCUUUUGCUCUUGGAGUCUUUUCGCAUAUACAGUGCUGCCUCAGAAGUUGAACAGAAUCCGUUCCAGAAGUCCGUUUGACUUCCAAAACGUUUGGAAGCCAAGGUGCAGUUUUUGAUUGGCUGCAGGAAGUCCCUGCAUUGGACGUUCAGGUUCCAAAGAACAUUCGCAAACCCGAACACUCACUUCCAGGUUUGCGGUGUUCAGGAGCCAGACACCAUUCAGGGAAGUUUUUAAUAUUUAAUGCUGUACUGUUUUUAACAUUUGAUUGGGAGCCGCCCAGAGUGGCUGGGGAAACUCAGCCAGAUGGGCGGGGUAUAAAUAAAAAAUUAUUAUUAUUAUUAUUAUUAUUAUUAUUAUUAUUAUUAUUAUUAUUAAAAAACAUUGAAGUCACAAGGCGUUCGUUCAACCAAGGUACGACUGUAUAUCGUUUUGUAAAGGAGGGUUACCCAGUGUGUAAAUGUGUAAAUGAGGGUAGUUGAAAUGGAAGUGGCAUCAUCUUUGGCCAUAUUUCCAUGAAAUAUGUUUUUUUAUUCUCUCAGACUUCUAGUGGGAACUAAUGGGACUGUGCUGUUAUGAUGUCGAGGAAGGCUUUGACAUUCGCUGCAAUAUUUUGAAGGGAAUGGGCUUUGAUAAUUGCUGUCAGAUGCUGCUUCAUAUUGUGUUUUAUUGUAUGUUGUUUUAGUUGUGUUAUACUGCAGUUUCUUUUUAAUGUUGUUACUCACUUUGGAAUCGCAAAAAUAUUUAUAAUUGAACAAUCAAUCAAUCAAAGCUCUUUACCAAUAAAUUUCAGGGAUAUGAGAAGGCAACGGUGAACAUUAUUAUCAGACCAGUUGUUGGUUGACUGCCAUGGCUCUGUUAGGCAGCUAAAUGCUACAUUAAGACCUCAGCUUUCAUGGCUACCUUUCCCCAGUUUGAGAGUGGAGAGAGCUGGAAUUGCAGUUGCUAUGCAACUACGGAAUGCAUUCCUUAACUCCUUCAGGGCAGCUCAGAGACCAUGUCCUUUGGUUGCCCAGCAAACCCUAUAUGUGCUUGCUAAAAAUAAAUGAGAACUGGACUGAAACUCUGGCACAAACAGGUUGGCAUCACUAGUAAAAGAGAACAAUACUGCAAGGGAAAACAAAAACCAAAAAAAGAAGUAAUUAUCUGUGAUUAUAAUGGCAGGCCAAGUCCAGGUGACAUAUCCCUGGAAGGAGAUGGGGGGAAACAGGCCUUAGGGAUGCUAUCUCCAUUUUAAUGACAUACAGGAGGGUCUUGCAGUAUAUUUUACAGGUCCUCUUCAUUUGUUAUGUCCUUUAUCCUAACUAAUGAGUAAAAUGUUCUCAUUGAGUUCCAGCUCAUAAAAGAAAUGUACUUGACUCUCUUAAGAAAUUGGUGUUGGGGCAGAAGAAUCUGUCUAGAGCCUUAAAAGGGAACCUUUUAGAUCUUUACCUCUUAAAGCACUGUAGGCACAUGUGAAACUUCAAGCAACAUUUACUUCACAUUAUGAAACGGUUGGCUCCUGAGGAAGUAUUGUGGGAAGUAUUUGCUUCCAGGCAUGCCUGGAGCCUGAUGGCAGAGGUCUGUGCUAUCUAAUGCCUCGGUGCCAAUAAUAUGGUGGAAUGUGAACUACGCUAGACAAAUGUAGCAUGCCAUCAUUGAGGCCAUUCUGAGAAUCUUAUCCCAUCAUACUGUGUUAGUAGCCUCUGUUUGGCAUAAUAUACUUGCAGCACCUAAGAAGCCACUCCAUAAGAGAGACAUCCUUUCUUUUUGAACCCCCUUUUUACAAGUUCCCCUAGAUUCCUGGUUUGAGGGCCACCCAAGGAAAUUCCUACAAAAGCAGCCCACGGUUAAGACUAUUUCUGUACAAGUAGCCUCACACUGGAAAGGGGAGGAGGAAAGAGGAGGAUGGCAGAAAUCAGAUUGUUUGUCAUGGAGCAAGAAUAUUAAAUAUAAUCAUUCAGAUGAUCUGCUCAUGAAGCCAAGAUAUGAGCCUUUGGGCCAUGUACAUAGCCCUUUCAAACCUUCCUUCACUUGAGGUGGCAAUCAAACCAGGAAGUCUCUAACCAUAGUUUCCCAUUUCAUCCAAACCAGGAAACUAUGGUAUCAGAACAGGAUACUGAGCCUUCAAACCAUGGGUUAAUAUCCUGAUUUGUUCCAUACUGUUGACCACAGUUUCCCAGUGGAAAUGAAUGAAACAGGAACCUAUUCGUUAAUGGAAGGCUUCCUGGCUUUUUCGCUUGCUCAGAGGGGUUGUAUGCAUAGCCAAAAGGCUUUUUUAAGCCGAGACAUGAAACUUCUGAAUGUCACCACUGAGUGACCACAGCUUCUUCAGCCUUGCAGAUGCAUAUCUGGCCUGUGGUAAAACAAUUUGGUUGUUCAUCAAGGUUGAGCCAAUGCAUGCUUGAUAUGGGAAUUUGUGCCAGAUGUGUGGCAGUCGAAGGAAACUGGUAAUGAGAUUCUUUUAAAAUAUGUUAAUAUCUGUAGAAAAAAGCUCUGCGUGAGAAAUGGCUCUGGGAUGGAUUAAAUACUCUGACUCCAAAAGAACAAGAAGAAAUGCAAAACCAGAAUCGAGAGGAUCAACAACGGAUGAAUGAGCUGGAACAAAAUAUCCUCAGGUACAGCACAAAUUCUUCUUUUUAUUGCUCGGUUAUUAAAAGCUAUGUGAUCAGAUCACUUUUCUAUUCUUAAUGAGGAUUAUUGUCUCUGGGGCCAGCUAUUUGCCUUCUGCUGUUUCAAUAAUACAGCCAAAAUUUUCCCCCGAAAACACCUUGUUUUAAAAUAUCAUGUUCUGGAUAUGAUGCAAGUGGGUGAAAUUUCACCAUGUUUUUAAAAAUCAUUACUUAAAAUUGGCAGCAACCGAGCAUUUUAACAUUUAAAAUGACACUUCAGUCCCUGGUAUCUUCAGGUAGGACUGAGAACAACUGCUUAAAAUCCCGUAGAACCACGCCUAAUCAUUAUAGAGAAUGGAGAGUUGCAUAGGCCAAUUUCUGACUCGAUAUAAGGCAGCUUGCCAUGUUCCUGUGACAUUUUGAAUAGGACAGAGUUUUUAAAAUUCUGAUGUUCAACUAACAAUAAUGAAACAAGGAAUCAGAGUUGCCAAAACUGUUUCGACAUAUUUGCAUUCCCUAUGUUGCAACACCCCUACUUCAGUAUGAACGCUGGUAUCGCAAAGUGUUGACAUUCAUAUUGGUAGAGUAGAGCUCAAAUCUUGAAGUAAAGAAUUUGAAAUGGUUCUUUUUUAAAAAAUCUUUCUUCUACAGAACGUGGUUGGUUUCGAAUUCAGCAGAAGUACAGUCAUACCUCGGGUUACAGAUGCUUCCCGUUGCGCUUUUUUGGGUUACAGACCGCCGAAACCCAGAAGUACCGGAAGGGGUUACUUCCGGGUUUUGGCAGUCGCGCAUGCGCAGAAGCUCUACAUUGCACUUUGCGCAUGCGCAGAAGCACUGAAUCGCAACCCACAUGUGCGCAGAUGUGCCACUGUGGGUUGCGAAUGUGCAUCCCACACGGAUCAAGCAUCCACUGUAGUUAUUUUCCAUAUUCCAUUCAGUCAACUUUAAAGUGCACUCAGGGGUGUAGCUAGCUGUUCUGGCACCGGGAGCAGCGGGGGCAGGGCGAACUGCCCGCGGGGGAGCUGCAGCAAUCCGCACAUGGGGGCGCCGAACAGGGGCGCAGCAGCAAUCUGCCCACAGAGUCCACCUGGUUGAUGCAAGCCCCAUGCUGCCAUUUCUGUCAGCGAAGGGCCCUGAGCCACCACGUCACUCCCAGGAGAGAUGCAUGGCUUGGGGGCGCUGCAGGCCAGGCCCUGCUGUAAGUGCCGCCCCCCACAUUGUGCCAUAUUGUCACCCCCCCUCAAGGAUAACACCUGGGGUGGUCCGCACUGCACCCCCACACCCCCCUUCCUAUGUGAGGAGAAUCAGAACUUGCAGGGUUAAACAGUUCUGUGUGACGUCUCACAUUCUGAGGCGUGGUUUGGUUCACAUACGGGAAUCUUUUUUUUUUUUUUUAAGAUGAUAUUUAUUAAAGUUUCAAGGAAUACAAAAAUUACACAAAAACAAAAAGUGCAAAUACAAGAAAAUACAAAAUACAGAAAAAAGAAUAAAGUUUUUAAGAUAUAACAAAAAAAAUGAAAUAUUAAAAAAAACCAUACAAAAUAAAAACAGUUAAAAAACACGUUAAUUUUCCAUAACCUAUCUUUCUUACACUUAUUUCCCCGGACCUCCUCAUACCUCCCUUUUUUGUAUUCCAGUUCAGUUUGUUAGUUCAGCAAAUCCUUGCCAUUAAGCUUUUACCCAAUUGUAAACCUUUUUUCGUAUCUCUUAAAGCAUUACAGCUGGAAACCACUUAGUUUCUAUCCAACAUCCUUCUAAGAUUCCUUAAUUUUACAAUAUUUCUGUAAAUAGUCUUUAAAUUUCUUCCAGUCUUCUUUCACCGACUCUUCUCCCUGGUCUCAGAUUCUGCCAGUCAUUUCUGCCAAUUCCAUGUAGUCAAUCACCUUCAUCUGCCAUUCUUCCAGAGUGGGUAGAUCUUGUGUCUUCCAAUACAAGAUUCACAUACGGGAAUCUUCCUUUGUGUGUGAGUUUCCUUUCGUUUUUGGCUGAGAGACGAAAGAAUGUCCGCUCUCUCGCCGGGCUGAUUUAUGAUGUUUUUCUUCUCAUUAAAGGCUGUUAGAGAUUAGCAAGAAGCCUGCGUUCAGUCUGAUUUAUUAUCCACACACAAGGCAACACUUUCUACCGCUGCAGAACUCUGCUAAGGACUCUGCUAAGAGGUCAAGUUUUUCCUAUCGGCACAAGCGCCCAUCGGCACAGGGGAAGUGUGCCGGGCGCCAUCUUAUCUCAGCAUCCUAUGCCCCUGAGUGCACUACCUGGUCUACAUGCCUGAAAUUUGCCUCUCUGCCUGAGGUGCCCUAAUCACCUUGCAAUCAACGCAGGUCUCUCAGCAACCAUGGAAACUGGUUUCCCACAUGCUGUGAGUAGGAAGGACUUGGAGCGUGGAAUUAGCAUCAAAAGAAACCCCUGUAAUGUUGUUACCAAGGAGCACACAACAGCGCCUGUUUGGAUCCUCUGUGGUCUUAUUAGAACUUUCUCGGCAAAUUCUUUAGGAAAGAAUUCUUUAGAAGCCAAACACCUUAGAAACCUCAAAUCCUAUCCAAGGCUCAGUACAUAACAACAGGCAGAGCUAAAAACAACAUUGGCCGACGCUGGUGCGAUUUGGAGUUGCCCCACACAUUACACAAUGCAUUUUCAGUCCUGUGCAUGUACAUAUAUACGUGGCAGGAAUUUGCGGCCGGUAGAUGAUACGAACAAGAGAAGAUGUGUACCUGUUGUGAGCAUGUGUUGCCUUUCCUACAUGUACAGAUUUUUACCUGGAUGAGGCCUCUACAUGGCAAUGGGGAGGGGCACCACCCACCUCCCUUCGUGUAGUGCUGUUUCCCCUCCUCACCCCAGCCUGGAUGAAAGAUUAUUGACUUUUAAAACAUAAUUUGCUUUGUUUGCCAGCUCUUUCCUUUUUAAUUAUUUUUAUUUUGACCUUUCACACGCAGGACUCCUCCAAAUUGUUGUCACUCCCAGAAAGUCUGUUUUGAUGCAUAUACCCCCCCAAAAAAAAAUAAAUAAAGAAGAAGUACCCUGGCUUUUGUUGGAAUAGAUGCUAGCUGAUUCCCAACCAAAUGUCAUCCGUACAAAACCAGAAAGGUUAUCUGACAAAAGAGAUUCCGUUAACUCCUGGAUACAGAUAAUCAUGUAGCAAAUUAGACGCUACAUGGGGGGGGGGGGACAGGGACAAGCAAAUACCGCUUUAAUCAGUAUUGAUUGCAUCAGGCCAUGUUCUACUCUGUUGGCACAUUUACAGUGACUCAGUAACUGCUAACUCUUCAGUACUAUUUCUCACCGACGAUUCUGUGCAUCUUUUUUUUUUCUUAAGCAGUGUUAUCAAAUCAUCCAUUUUCAGAUUGAUUUGGCUGCUAAAAACAAGUAUUCAUGCCCAAGCUGAGUGAAAGUAUUUCUGUCCAUUUCCAAGAGAAUGUGAACUGCAACUCCUGGAAAUAAUACAUUGUUCUUGACAUUCAACUUUUAUGAAGUACCAACCCAACAAAAAGAUGCUGUACAAAAUACAAAAUGGAAAAACCCUCUCCCUCACCACACUGCUCCAUUCAGUGUUACACAGGGCAGAUAAGAGCACAGCUUUCCAAACUGUGUUUUGCGACACAUUAGUGUGUCGGCUGCAAUGUGUAAGUGUGUCGCGCGAAUGCUCCCUGCUCUCCUCCCGGGGCUAGAAAGGAGUUAGUUUAACCUCCGGUCUGCUAGUAAAACUGAAUUACCAUGUUGUGAAAUGAUGCAUGUCUGCAAAGUGAGUCACCAACAUGAAAAGCUUGGAAAACUGUGGAAUAGAGUGUGAGGCAAUUGCAUUUGAUGAUGUUCCCUUUGAAUAGCUGGCAAUGGAGGACAGCCCUGUCUCUUCAUUAUCCCAGCUCCCAUUUUGAGUAGGGAUGAAAGAAGGCAGCAAAUUCCAUUCUAAACUGUGUUCAUAACAAACAGCACUGUUUCCAUCCCACUGCAGUUUGGUUUCUGUCAAAUACUAUGUUAUCUGUCUCACUGUCCCGCUAUUUUACAUAUGUUAUGUAACUAUUUAGGUAACUAAUGUAACUUUCAUUCAUUUCAAUGUAAGAGAAGCAACAAAACAAUGUUCAAAAAGCUACUUAUUGUAUAUUGUUUACGGAAUUAAAGAACAACAUGCUUGAAUGCUGAGCAUAUUCGUUUGACUGGUUUCCGUUCCUGGUUUCCACAGACUAACCAUGCGAAUUGCAGAAAUUUCUGCUUCCUUUUCUAUUUUCCUCAGAAUUUUCUGACAUCCAUCACUUAGGGUAAAGAGACCCCUGACCAUUAGGUCCAGUCGUGGCCGACUCUGGGGUUGUGGCGCUCAUCUCGCUUUAUUGGCCGAGGGAGCCGGCGUACAGCUUCCGGGUCAUGUGGCCAGCAUGACGAAGCUGCUUCUGGCAAACCAGAGCAGCGCACGGAAAUGCCGUUUACCUUCCCGCUGAAGCGGUACCUAUUUAUCUACUUGCAUUUUGACGUGCUUUCGAACUGCUAGGUUGGCAGGAGCAGGGACCAAGCAAUGGGAGCUCACCCCAUCGCGGGGAUUCGAACCGCCAACCUUCUGAUCGGCAAGUCCUAGGCUCUGUGGUUUAACCCACAGCGCCACCCGCGUCCAUCACUUAGAGGGUCACUAAUCUCACCAAGCUGAUGCGACCCACAACAAAAUGUGGCAGACUGUCAUGUUCCUUAUUCAGUGCCAUUCUCCAGGAUACUUCAUUUCAUUCCUCCUCCCACAUAGUUUUCUGCAGUAUUCCAUGGUCACUGAGCAUGCUCAGUCCUCGUGGGGAUAUUUUCAGAGAUUUUUCGUAGCUUUACCAAACUUGGAUUCCUUCAGACCUGCAGAGACCUCCCUCUUGUGCCUAAACAUCAGAAAUAGGGGAAAUAAAACCACUGUUGCACUGCUGGAGAUUAGGUGGUACAUAGUAUGUUUUAUCUUGGCACCAGUUGGCACCAUUAACCCUUGCUUCUCCAAAUAUUCUACAUAAUGCAGACUUGAAAAAGAAAUUGAGGACCUUGAGAAAGAAGAACUGGCCAUCUCAGCUAAAGAAAAGGCCAUACUGAAGAAGCUUAAAUCGGUAGAAAGAACCACAGAAGAUAUUAUAAAGGUCAGUGUCUAAUUUUAAAGCCUUGCUACUGAUGUAAUCUCUGUCGCUUUGCAAAAAUAAUCAAUUGAGGGGGAGGCAGGGAUGAAGGCAAGGAAAUGUCACAGAGCUCCAGUGUGAAGUUCAGCAGGGGGAAAUACAGUAGGAGCGACUAAAACUCACAGUGGUCAAGCCCCUCCAAAACAUGCAGAUUUAUCGAGAUAUGUUAUGUCGAGAUUGCCACAGGAAAUGUUGCAUCACAUUUAUACCCUAAUCCUAGUAUUGGAAUAUUUGCACUUUGUGCUCUGAACUACAGCAUUAUUUUAGCAUUAAAAAUAGCUCAGGGUUAACUGUUGACUGUAUAUCUACGUUGGCAGAGUAUCAAGAACAUAUGGAGGGAGGGGGGAGCCUAACCUCAGAGAGGAAAAAUGCUCUCUAUGUUUAUUCACCCUUCAGUCAAAGACUGAACAAACACGCAAGCUUGCCAACGUGUCCUGAAAGUCAAAUAGGCCCAAAGGGGUAUUAUGCAAUCGCUUUUGUAGAGAGAAGCUUCUGCCAUCCAUUGCCCCAGAGUGGUCUAAUUGAAGAUGUGGCAAGGCAGAGAAAGUCAUAGACGAAAUGUUAUCUUGCAAGAACAGUUGCCAUCACACCCAGGAAUGACAAAUAUAUUGACCAAUUGCAUAUGCCUCAUAGGAAGGUAAAAUACCUUAACUAAUAACCCAGCAAAAUUAUUUUUCUUUUUGAUGUUUAUUAAAUUUGUAUACAGUCCUAUACCCACAGGUUUCAGGGCCAUUCACAAGAUAAAAUCACAAAAAUACAUAAUAAAAAUAAAGACAAAAACAACCCAAUUAUCCCCCCUCCCCAACACAUUAUAAAAGGGCAUCAGUUGUCAGUUAGCCAAAGGCCUGGUUAAAGAGGAACGUUUUUGCCUGGGACCUAAAUAUAUGUAACAAAGGGGCCAGGCAAGUCUCCCAGGGAAGAGACUUCCACAGUCGGGGGGCCACUGCAGAAAAGACCAAGUCUUGUGUUGCCACGCUCUGGACUUUUAGUGGAGGAGGCACACGAAGAAGGGCUUCAGAAUAUGAUCUCAGGGUCCAGAAAGGUUCAUAUGGAGAGAGGCAGUUCCUGAGGAAAUGUUGUAUAUAUAUGGAGGCUAUGGUGUAGCGAUUUACAGAAAUAUACAUAUACACACAUAUAUAUUCCACUGCCGCUACAUAUUCUGUAGCUGUGUGGUUGACAAGCUGUGACACUUUCAACCCUACUGGUGGUUAUUUACAAUACUUGCUUCUUCUUUUUUCUUAGUCUGUGAAGGUGGAAAAAGUAGAGACUAAAGAAGGUAUGUUCACUCAGAAGCCUAGAAUUUUACAUUAUUUGUGCCUAACAUUAGAGGUAAAAGUGGUUAUGUAUUAACCAUUCUCUCUUUUCACAGAGCCACCUGACUACAUUUAUGCCAACAUACCUGACCUUCCAAAAUCUUUCAGGCCUUCUGCACUUAAAAGGACAGGGCAUCUAGAAGCAGAGGAUGAUGAAGAAAAGCGAAAAGGUAAAAUUCAGCAAUGCAGUUAAAGAAAGGGUGUAGAUUUAUAAUGGGGUACAUCUAAAAUGGGGUACAUCUAAAAGGAAAUGAAAUGUGUAUUUGAAAUAAAUAUGCAUAGAUUAGAUAGAUGAUAGAUAGAUAGAGAUAGAUAGAUAGAUAGAUAGAUAGAUAGAUAGAUAGAUAGAUAGAUAGAUAGAUAGAGAUAGAUGAUAGAUGAUAGAUAGAUAGAUAGAUAGAUAGAUAGAUAGAUAGAUAGAUAGAUAGAUAGAUAGAUAGAUAGAUAGAUAGAUAGAUGAUAGAUAGAUAGAUAGAUAGAUAGAUAGAUAGAUAGAUAGAUAGAUAGAUAGAUAGACGGAUGAUAGAUAGAUGAUAGAACACAGAGAGAGACACAAAUCUUUUUUUUCUAGUCCAUGUAGCUCAGUAUUGUCUACUUCGACCUGUAGUGCUCUCCAGGGUUUGAUGCAUUUGACUAAACUUCUAAACAGACUUUUCUCAUAAGAGAUAUACAGUGGUACCUUGGGUUACAUACGCUUCAGGUUACUUACGCUUCAGGUUACAGACUCCGCUAACCCAGAAAUAGUACCUCCGGUUAAGAACUUUACUUCAGGAUGAGAACAAAAAUCAUGCAGCGGUGGCACGGCAGCAGCAGGAGGCCCCAUUAGCUAAAGUGAUGCUUCAGGUUAAGAACAGUUUCAGGUUAAGAACAGACCUCCGGAACGAAUUAAGUACUUAACCCAAUGUACCACUGCAUAUAUUUGAGGAUGUGUGGCACUGGCUACACACAAUGUUGUUUUGUUUGUUCUAUUUUGUUUUGCAUGAGUUCUGCGUGUGCUUCGUUUGCCAAGAAAAGAGUGUGAUGGUGAGCACACUAUUCUUCCUUGUCAAAGACACCUUGUUUCCAGAAUACUGCUAGCUAUAUCUGUUCCAUGUUCCCGAAUAUCUCAAAUGCUGAAAGGAGAGGAUGGGCAGGUUUUUAAUUAGCAAACAUUUUGAAACGCCCAGAGCUUGCCCUAGAGCAUUGGCAAAGACUGAACGCAAACCAGUGCCUUCCAGAUACCGACACAGAAAUUCAAGCUCAACCCCAUGGCUGAUCUUUAGCAAGAGCCAAAAUGACAAGCUGGAAGAUGUUCCCUUAAUUGCCCCUUUUGUUUCCUCAAACCUUGCAAGUUGGCAGAAGAACAUGAGGUCCAAUGAGUGUCAUUGUCUACCUUAACUUUAUUGUGCUAUAUCAAACUUGCACGUUAUCCCAGUAGCAGGAAUGGAAAUUGUUGUCUCAGCUCUGCUUAUCCAUUGCCACGGGUGGGGCAGGCUCUUGCUCUUCAGCAGCACUGCUUAAAAAAAUAAGUCUUGCUGAAUCACGCCAGAGGCCAAAGUAUCCCAGCUGCCUUAAACCAAGUCAGACGAUUGAUCCAUCUAGUUCAGCAUUAUCUUCACUACUGCCAAUAGCAUUUUGGUCUUUUCCUGCCCUAACCUGGAGAUGCCAGGGAUCUAGUGGAUACAAAGCACAGCCUCUACCCCUGAGCUUUGGUCCUUCCUGAGGAAUUGGUGCUUUCUGUUUUUCAGGCAAUGCCUUAGAGGUGUACGUGUGCUCAGAUAGGCUAGUAGAACGACUUCCUGUCUUGAAUUUAUUUGUAACAUUGAUUUACAAGCUCAGCCCUAUUGCCACCAGAACACAGAUAACCCACCAAUCUGUUCUGGCUUUUCGCAGAGAGGGAAAUGGUUGUUGUUUAGUCAUUUAGUCGUGUCCGACUCUUCGUGACCCCAUGGACCAGAGCACACCAGGCACUCCUGUCUUCGACUGCCUCCCGCAGUUUGGUCAAACUCAUGCUGGUAGCUUCGAGAACACUAUCCAACCAUCUCGUCCUCUGUCGUCCCCUUCUCCUUGUGCCCUCCAUCUUUCCCAAAAUCAGGGUCUUUUCCAGGAGUCUUCCCUUCUCAUGAGGUGGCCAAAGUAUUGGAGCCUCAGCUUCAGGAUCUGUCCUUCCAGUGAGCACUCAGGGCUGAUUUCCUUAAGAAUGGAUAGGUUUGAUCUUCUUGCAGUCCAUGGGACUCUCAAGAGUCUCCUCCAGCACCAUAAUUCAAAAGCAUCAAUUCUUUGACGAUCAGCCUUCUUUAUGGUCCAGCUUUCACUUCCAUACAUCACUACUGGGAAAGCCAUAGCUUUUACUAUACGGACCUUUGUUGGCUAGGUGAUGUCUCUACUUUUUAAGAUGCUGUCUAGGUUUGUCAUUGCUUUUCUCCCACAGUAUUACAGCAGCUGUUUGUUUGGACCUCCAUUCCACACCCCCAUCCUUGCUUUAAACCAUUGCAGGUAGCCGAACAGUAAGACCAAGAGCUGCCUCUCUAGUCUUUAAAGGACAGGCGGCAUAUAGCUCAAACCAGCAAGGAAAAGAUAGGGAGAGGGCUGGAAAAGGGAGAGGGAAAGCUCUCGGUAUUUCUCAUGAACUCCUCCUGAGGACCUCCAAUCCUUACUCUGUUGGGCUCAAAAUCUCCUCCCAAGUAGCAGUGUAUUCUGCCAGUGGAUCCUAAGAUAUCUGAUGUCUUCCUCCAACCAUCUGUGACCCCAGUUAUCACAGAGGCUAACUGCAUGUGACAGUGGCAAAAGCCAUUUCCUGGAGCAUGGGUUGUGCUGGACUUACAUAGGGUAGGCUCAGGGUGAUUGAAACCAGACAAGAAACAAUAUAAGGGAUAGAAAAGACGUGCUGAAUCUUCCUGCCUGCACUUUCCCUACUCCAAAAUACACUUCCCAGGUGCUUUUAAGAGCAGCAGGGCUUGCCUCCAGUCUUUGAGCUCCAUCAGGAGAAAACCAGUUGCAGGGAGAGCAAUACAAGUAAGAAAAGUAGCAGCUGGAGAAGAAUAUAUCACACCCUGCUUGCAUUGCUUGAAAUUAUUCAACGCAUUCCACAGGAAAUUGCUGGUGCCCCAUGUUCUAAAAUAACCGCCUGCUGCUGUCAUGUGCAAGUUCUUGUGACCUAGCAUAAUAUUAUUUUUACAGUGGUAUCUUGGGUUACAUAUGCUUCAGGUUACAUACGCUUCAGGUUACAGACUCCGCUAACCCAGAAAUAGUACCUCGGGUUAAGAACUUUGCUUCAGGAUGAGACAGAAAUCGUGCUCCGGCGGCGCAGCAGCAGCAGGAGGCCCCAUUAGCUAAAGUGGUGCUUCAGGUUAAGAACAGUUUCAGGUUAAGAACGGACCUCCGGAAUGAAUUAAGUACUUAACCUGAGGUACCACUGUAUUAUUAUUAUUAUUGUUGUUGUUGUUGUUGUUGUUGUUAACAUUAACAUUUGUCUGAGAGAGUGAAGUUGGUGUUGUUUCAUCUCUUCAGGUCUUUGUUGAUUUGUUGCCACAAGGGGUUGUAGUUGUGGAGGUAUAAUUUAUUGAGGUUUCUGCUUAUUUGUACCGCUAGUAUCUCAACUUGGUGCGGCAAAGUUUUAUCUUGGUGAUGUUGGCAAAUUCUUUUGGGGUAUGGGGCACACAGCCUCAGACUUUGCAAAGUUUACCUGUAGGCCCGACACCAUUGCAAAUGUGUUGAGUUCUCUGAUUAGGGAGGUUGCUGUGUUUAUGGGGUCCGGUGUUCGACCAUUAGGUCGUCUGCAAAGAGCCCUAAUUUAUCGUAUUAUUGGCAUUUGUAUAUAUCUUUAGCACUUGUGUUACUUUGCUUUAUAAAGGACUCUUAUUUCUUCCAAUGCAGCAUUGUUUGCUAUGGAAAUUAAAGUUGAAAAAGACCUGAAGACUGGAGAAAGCACAGUUUUGUCGACAAUACCACUACCGUCAGAGGAAUUUAAGGGCGCAGGAGUGAAAGUGUACGAUGACGGCAGAAAGUCGGUCUAUGCAGUGUGUUCCAAUGGAAGUGUCACAAACAAGGAAGUAGAUGACCUUGCGCCUGUUGAAGUGGAGGACCUCUUGAGGCAGGCAACGCAGAAACAAUCCAAGUCUCCCACUGAAUAUCAUGAACCAGUAUAUGCAAACCAGUUUUGCAGGCCCACAACUCCCCACAAUGAUAAGUUAGUCCAGGGACCAAAUAGCCAAAAAGGAGCUCUUCAAAACAAGACAAACAGCCUGGACUGUUUUUAUAAGGAACCUGCCUAUAAAAAAGAGCAACCAUUUAAAGAAAAUGGCCUAGAUUCUUCCAAGAGCUAUCGGCACAAUUCUCACUCUCCGGUCCUUCAACGAACACGAAGCCCACCACAGAUUAGCCCCCAAAACAAGAUGGCAACUAACGUUCAAAGAGAAAUUCUACAAGAGGCUGUUGAACCCUAUCAGAAGAUGGGAGAGAACCAACAAGGUAUAAAAUUCAGAAACUCUGUAAGUACCCAUGAAAGGCCUCCUUCAGGAACUCUGGAAAGUGAUGAAGGUUCUAGUUAUAGUGUGGUCCAAGCUGUGCCGUGUUACGUGGAUGAUACCGAACCCGUUACAAUGAUUUUCAUGGGUUACCAGCAUGUGGACGAUGAAGAACUGAAUAAAACUGUCUGUGGGUAUGAUGGACUUAUCCAUGCAGAACUCGUCGUCAUUGACGAUGACGGUGAAGAAGAGGACAGCAAGGAGGAGAGUCGAGCUGGAAAGCCUUUGUAUCAUCCAGUUGGUCCUUCUAGCCAGGUCUACCAGACCUCCAACCAAACAAGUGCAAUUCCACAGACAAACCCCAGCAAAACCACCAGUGACGGUGUAAAUGUGUCGCCUUAUAAAAAUUCCAUAUCGCUCAAGGAGCAAGAAGAAAGUCUAAGCUGUGCUACCUACAAUGGUCAGAUCGAUAGCCGGUUAUCAGGUGAUGGAACAGAGGAUCCCUCCUUAACAGGUAAAAAAAGGGGCAAGUCACGACACUGUUGCACUCUCAUGUGACAGACUGACUACUUCUCUUUCUCCCUUCGUUCCUUCCUUGCUUCCUCUUGGCAUCUCUACACCUCAGAGCUGACUAAUACAGACUAUCUAACCCAUUUCUCCGAUGUUCUAACACUUUCAUUCAAGUGUUAACAAUGUUAACCAUGCUACACUGAAGGACCUAAGUGCACAAUGCAGCCAAAAAAAUUUUUUUAAGCUGCAGAUAGGGCUGGUAUAAAUCAGAUACAGAUCUUUGUACGUCAAGUGCAACUUGGAAACACUGAUUAAAAUGUUAUCUCCUUGUUCCUAUGGCGUGUGAGAAAAAUGGUUGCAUUUCAGUAGUAAAUAAUAGCCUUUCUUCCUAUUCUGCGUCUCCAUUUCUGGAGCUCAGUCAUGCCUCUCUCUGUUCUCCCGACUUUGUACUAUAUAAUGUACCCUGCACCUUAACACAGAAAGGCUGGUUGAACAGGUUUGCUUUACUUUAACCUUGAUUUAACAUUGGCCACUUCACUUGAAAUGUAUUUAUGCAAGUUUUGAUAUCUUUUCUUAGCCUGCUUGAUUUGGAUGUAUGUGGGUUGGUUGGUUGGUUGGCUUGUUUGUUUGUUUUUAAAAAAUAGUAAGUAUGACUAAAAUCCAAUUCUUUUAUCUAACCUCUGUCUGUCUGUCUGUCUUUAAAAUAAAAAGGUGUUACAUUUUCUAACCUGUUUGCAUGAUUACUUUCAUUCUGCUUUCACUCUCCUCCUUGCUAGAAACUUUUUGUAUUCUGUAUGCUUCUUAGAACACAACAGCCUCAAAUCCAAGUACUUCAAACUUCUGGUAAUAGUUCUGUUGGGGGAAUAAAGGACUGGGUUCACCCAGUGUGAACUGCAUCAUAUAGACCUGAUCCCCCAAAGAAGUAAAGCUGAAUUAUUUGGAUUUAUAACAGUUUACAUCUGUUGACUUAAUUUAGGACUAAUCCUGUGAAUAUGCAUGCAGUUGCACAAAGGAGAUCCCACUAACAAAAAUAAUAAAAGUAUAAAGGUAAAGGUAAAGGGACCCCUGACCAUCAGGUCCAGUCGUGACCGACUCUGGGGUUGCGCGCUCAUCUCGCUCUAUAGGCCGAGGGAGCUGGCGUUUGUCCACAGACAGCUUCCGGGUCAUGUGGCCAGCAUGACUAAGCCGCUUCUGGCGAACCAGAGCAGCACACGGAAACGCCGUUUACCUUCCCGCCAGAGCGGUACCUAUUUAUCUACUUGCACUUUGAGGUGCUUUCGAACUGCUAGGUUGGCAGGAGCAGGGAGUGAACAACGGGAGCUCACCCCGUUGCGGGAAUUCGAACCGCCGACCUUCUGAUCGGCAAGUCCUAGGCUCUGUGGUUUAACCCACAGCGCCACUUCAAUAUAAAUGGAUUUAGCACCCAACAGAUUUAUUUCAAUGGGCUUUGAACUUAGGCAGGCCUGCACAUGUAUUGAAGCCUGCCGGUCUGUUUUACAAACUUCCCCCUCUUCGCUCCAUCUUUGUUUUCAAGGCAGUUGACAAAAACAGAACAUUAAUCAAGCCACAGAUGAGCCACCAUACAUGACAUUGUGUUGUGUUAUGGGAUCAUGAGUCCUGCCUGUUUUAUGUCUUCCAGCUUAAAUGGCAUUUACGGAGCCAGCUUUUCGUGAUCUAUCUCUUUGUGUUAAAAUUUUGGAACGCAUUGCAGCACAUUCAGCUCAGGCGCUCACCACCUGCCAAUAGUACCCCUCCAAAUAUGAGUUCCAUAGUAGAAUAAUGGAAUUCAUAUUAAUCUAAGCUAGCCUGGAGCACACUGUUCCCUGACUGCAGAACUUGUCCCGACUGCUGAAGCCAAGUAGUUCUUCUUGCUGCUUUGGUCCUCUUCCCAUGCAUUGUUACUGUGCCUCGCCACAUACGGAGUAAGCAGAGAAUGCUAGGAAAUGAGUAAUUUUCCCAAACAGUCUCCUAAUUAUCCUGCUUGCCCCCCAAAGAAAACAAAGCCAGGAAGACCAGCUGUAGGGCAAGGUAGCAAACAAACAAAGAGCUGCUUGUGAGAAGGGAAUAGAGGCAUUCUCAGAUCUAUUUUAUUUACUUGUUCCUUGUCAAAACCCAUCUUACAAAAAUCCCUGAAGUCAGUGCCACCGUGCCAUGUCAGGGGAAGGCCCAGUAGUCCAGGGAAGCAUUCGUGGAUGCCUUUCGCAUUGGAGGAAGGGAGCGCUUAAAAAUCUAAACAAAAGGGGCAGCCUUUGUAACUGUGUGUGUGUCAGAUAAGAGUUUCGUACCAAGGAAGGAAAACAGGCACAAGUGUCAACAGGCCAGAAUGGAAAUGGUGGCGCCUCCUGCAGUACAGUCCAUGAAGUUUUUAGCCUUGAAACUUUUUCAAACCCAACUCCUUGCACCUGAUUCUGGUUCUAGACUGUGGAGUUUUGAUUUUUUAAUUAAAGUAGAUCCUACAAGGCCCAACGUGUAAUUAGUGAACAAAGGCCGUAUGGAAACAUUUCCUGGCUUAAAAAACACAGCAAGGUCACUCUUUUUCUUGACCUGGAAUGAAGUUGGCCUUAAAAUCCAGUAUUUCAUAAGAAAUGGCAAGAUACAUAUGAAUCUAGCAUUGUGCAUGCAUCACUUCCCAAACCAGUGGCGGGAGCGCAAUGCUUUCAGAGUGAACAGAAUUCUCAACUGAGAAAUUAAAAGGCAUAUUGUUUACUGUCAAGUGUCCAGCAGGUUAGAGGGCAGAUCAAUGACCACUUUGACAGCCAUGCAAGAUAUUUUAGUGCCCAUUCUUCCUUCACCUGCCAUCUAUGCUGUUGUCUCUCUGCACCUUAGUAACUUCUGAUUUUUAACUCUUCUAAAACAAUGCUCUCUUGGACCUAACCAUUUGAGGUAAGUGCAAUUCUCUUUAAAAGUUAGAUUUAGAAGUUGGAUAAUGCAUGGAAUUUGUGACUUUUUUAUUUAUUUAUGUUGCAGCUCUGAGAAUGAGAAUGGCAAAACUGGGCAAAAAAGUCAUUUAGGAGCUGCAGUGGUAUAAAUACUAAGUAUCUGCUGGUGUGAUGUGAAGCAGAAGAAGAGCUUUCUACACUUCGGGCUUUGACGGCUUUCGGCUAUUCGAAAGAAGCAUACAUAAGAAUAAUGGCACCCUGCAGGAAAGUGAAUGGACCGCAAGUUGUGCUUCCAGCUACUCAACCCAAUCCAUAUGAAUUUAACUUCAAGUGCCUUCAGAAAUUUCUGAUAACAAAUGGGACAUUUCUAAUAAAUGCUAUGACUAUGUAAUUGGAAGCUAAGAGCCAGUAUCUUUAACAAGGCUGCACCCAUAAGAGUCCCAUUUAUUGAGUGAGGGUUGGCUGUUUCCUAUUCAGAUCAUUCUCUAAACCCAACCACACAAGCAAGAAUAUAUCUUCCUAUUCUUACCAAUUGUGGAUGGAGUGUCACAGCUCAUGAUUUGUACAUUUCCAUAAAUCACGAGAUCUGAAGUGGGACUAUGACACUUCAGGAUGUUUACUACUACCAAAACCCACCAUCUUCCCUAGAGAUUAUCUCCAUGUGUUCUUUUGGUUCUUGUUAAGGAAACUCCUGGCAAGGUGAACUACAUACUCUAACCAACAGCUUUUGUCAGGCCUCAUUCAUCUCCCACAGGGCGACUAGGGGUGCCGGAAGAUAGAUUUCUACUUCUGACAGUAGCAGGGCCAGUUCUCUGAACUACAAAUAGCCUUGACCUAUGUACAAUCCCACCUGGCCCCACUGUCACCAACCUGCCAGCUGUGGACCAUGGAAAUGGCAAGAGCAGAGACUUUAGAAAGAUAUUUAUAUGGUUAACAGUACUUGCCCAAGUGUGUUUGCAGCUUCAAAAGUGAAGGCAUCAUGCAUAUGUAAAACACCUACUAGAGAUGGAAAGCGCUGCCACUCUCUGCUAAUGCACUCAUGCUCAAUGCAUCCUGCAUUGUGUCAACCCCAUCGCAUUUCCUCAUUCAGAAUUGGGGCGGGGGGAGGUCAAAAGUCUGUUAUGGGGUGGGUGGGAGAGAGACCGACAAGCAGGGUUUAAGGUGGUUUUUUUCCACCAUCUUAUGCUUACAUCCAUCUGUCACUUUUCCACUCCAUAGUUACAGACUCCCACUGACCUAGGAAUAAGCCCCAUUGAAUUCAAUAGGAUUUACUGCUGCAUAGUCAUGGUUAGGAUUGUGCCGUUAGCCACUUCAGAUUAGACAGCGCUUCCCUGCACCACUAUGGUCAUUUUUCCUCCAGCGCCUCUGCUAAACACAUUUUCAGACUGGUAGAGGUCUACAUGGCCAAAGUUCUCAAGAAGUUAAGAAAAAAAUCACAACAAAUCAUGCUCCAGCAUAAGGAUUUGCUAGAAGGAAAGUUCUCUGCUUCAGGUCAUAGCUAUCUGCUGCACAAGAACUCAGCCUGGGCCACAAACAGGACAGAGAACAGAAUGGGCAAGACUUGCUGAUUUGGAGAAUUUCUGGAGACAACAGGCUGAAGAAUGUGUACAAAAAAAUAUUUAAAAUAGUUGAAAUUUUGUUUGGGCAUUGUGCUUUCAAAGCACAGAUUUCUAUUCUGAUAAACAUUGAGAUUUGUGCUUGUGGGCUGUUUCAUUUCUUUGAGUUGGCAAUCAUUUAAACUUAAACCAUGAUUAAACUCCGAGCAAGAGCACCCCACAGUGUCUCAGCAGUAGAAGUGACAGUCCCAGUGGCUCAGCUGUGCAUCCAAGAGUUUUAUAUGAAAAUGCCAAGUGCAGCAAGACUGCAUCUUCCCUACAAACAGGUCAAAGACAAUGAGAGAGAGAGAGAGAGAGAGAAUUUGGCAAGCAGAUUAGCCUGCUGGAAUGCAUAAGUAAUACAUAUAGUUAUGGCGAGAGGCCAGGGGUUCUCUUUAAUUGCCCAUUUCAUUAACUUUCAAACAGUGAUUCAGGGACACCUGAAAAUACAAGUCCAUGUGUGGAUGGCACUUGCCUCUGGACAAACUGAGAUGGCUUCUUCAUAUAAGUAUCAAGAAAAAAGUACACAGAGUACACAAAGCAACUCUUUUAAUUUAUGCAAUUCACACUCUCAUAAUAGGAUAAAAAAAUGAAGCACUGGAAUGUAAUGCACAACUAUAAAAUCAGUGCAGGUGGUCUCACACUUGAUUUGUGCAGGGUGUAGCAGGUAGGGAAAGCAAGGAAAGGGUCAAGGGGACAGGGAGUAAGAAAUCCAGUUAUUUCAAUCCAGUGUGGAAGACAACAUGAACCACAAUGGGUGGAAUCCAAUUGCAUCCUUUUGCCCGUGGGAAGUGCUUUUCAUCUAGCAGCAACCUUUGCAAAUGGAUGAGGACAGAUUAUUUUUGCUCAUCCUGCACCUCUACCUCCCACCGGCAGCAUCUUCCAUGCUAUUCUUGAGGGACCCACACCAUCUAGAGUAGGAAAGUGAUGCAUUGUCAAAAAAUCACCCACCUACCUCUGCUGUUUGCAGUGACAUCCAAUGGAUAAUUGGAUUUCACCCAGAGACUGCAGGUUGACAGUUUUUUUCACACACACACAUAUUUAUAUAUAUAUAUGUGCCAAUCAUUCUUUAAACAAAUGUUGGCACUAGUUCUAGAGAGCUUUCUGGUACAGCUACUAGUUACCUGUUAAAGAAACUCAGAGUGAGGAGAGAGAUGUAAUCUACAAGAACACUGGUUGCUUCAAAGGAGAAAGGGCAGUUAGAUCUCCACCAGAGCUGUUUCCCCCCCACCCUUAACACCAUAUAGUCUUCCAACAGAGCUACAAAUCCAAGACGUUUGUGUCAAACACAAUCCUUGGGAUUUCUGAUGCCUGAAGUAAGUUGUUCCAAAUGACAUCUGGCCCCUAACUGGCUUCCAUUCUCGAUCCCUCUCGACUCACAAAAUUGUUUCCAAAUAUAACUGCUGGAAUCCCUAUGGAUGAGGCAUCCUUAAAAACUAAUACCUUGCAGUCUGUAAUCCAGCCUUUAGUGGUAGACCAUUAUUCUUCAUCACACUGAGACAAUGACUAUCUGCAUCCAUCCUCAGGUUAGAAGCAGGCUGGGGAGAGGGAUGUGUAGACCUUUAACCAUCCUCUAGCUAGCCUAUAGAUAGACCAUGAGCAUAUGGAGCUCCUAUGUCAUAAUGGUGGUGGUUGCAGGUGGAGACUAGCUAGGAAUAACAUGAACACGUUGACCUAUUAGAUGGACGGACGGACAGCUGAUCAAGUGCAAUGGCAGGCAGUCCAUUUCAAAUCAAUGGCAACCCUGGAACAAGAAAGGCCAACUUCUCAAAUGGAAGCUCUCCCUUGAGUCUUGAAGUGACCGAUGAAUCUACAGGAUCCAGAUAGACAAAUGUUGAAGGGAGGCGUUUAGUCAUGCUGGAGACCAAGGCAGUUCUGACCAGGCUGGGACAACGUAUUUGCCAAGAAAAGUCUAAUUCUGCCCUGCAACGGCUGUAUAACGAAGACCAGGUUUCUUAAAUCCCAAAUUGGCAGUGUUUACGUUACAGAUCGUCCUUCUGCUAUGAACUUCAGCAAGACACGUCUCCAACAGUUCUAUUGCAAGCUCUUAGGAGUAUUAAAGGCUUCUUCUUUGUCAUACUUUUAUAAUUGCUGUCAGGAAGGUGAUGAGAAAUGCCACAUUGCCACUAAUGUAGAUGAACAGCACUGUCUUUUUAAAUGUAUGCCCCUGUAAAGAGAGAAAGGGAAACACUGGGAAUGCAACCAUUUGUGAAAAUGCUGAGUCAGUUCAGAAAAAAAGGCAUGUGCCUACCAGUCUAGCCUUCUCCAGCAUGGUGCCCUGGCAAAAAUAAGGAGUGGAGAUGAUAUACGGCAGUUAUGUGAAAACCAUAGCUGUCAACGUUUCCCUUUUCUUAAGGAAAAUUCCCUUAUUCCAAAUAGGAUUCCUCACAAGAAAAGGAAAAAGUUGACAGCUAUGGUGAAAACUCUGGCCCAUCAGAUGCCAACUUCCAUCAGCCUUAGCCAGCAAAGCCAAUGGUCAGGUGUAGGGGUAGACAACAUUUCCAGUUGUCUCAGUUUCUCAUUUUUCCACUCUAAAAUUGUGCCUAUUUGGCAGAAAUUUGAUUUUUUAUAUAUACAUAUUUUUAAAACCCUCAUGAAAAUUUAUCAAAAUCUUAGUAGGACUUUCUCCUAAUAAACACAUUUUUAUAUG
This is a messenger RNA of Podarcis lilfordi (Lilford's wall lizard), 61239 nucleotides long. The record is from the annotation of a GenBank genome assembly. NCBI's taxonomy places the organism in Eukaryota, Metazoa, Chordata, Lepidosauria, Squamata, Lacertidae.